Podarcis lilfordi (Lilford's wall lizard) is the source of this 53945-nucleotide messenger RNA. Lineage: Eukaryota; Metazoa; Chordata; Lepidosauria; Squamata; Lacertidae. The record is from the annotation of a GenBank genome assembly.
GGGGGAGAGGGAGGGCGGGGGGAGGAGAGAGAAAAGUGAGCUCACGUUGACACAUUGGUAAAAAGGCUGGUCUUGCAAUGCCUUUGAAUAUUUUACUUUUUGUCAGUUUCCCUUCAGAGUCAUACACGCACACACACACAAACACACACACAAACGCUGAGCUGAAGUGAACCACAGCAAGGGGCUGCACUGGAAGAUCUGAAAUCUGAUCACACACACUCUCUCUCUCCCCCUGAUUAUCUCUUAUUACAUACCUCUCUUUCUAUAUAGACAGACACACAUACACAGAGAGAGAGAGUGAGAGGAAGCCAGGAACAGUAUCAGCCACACCACCCACAAACAGAACACCUUAUCUCUUUUUGCUGGAUACACACACACACACACACCCGCACGCACACACACAAAAAGGACACACACACACACGGAGAGAAAGAGAGACUCUCACAAACCCCUCUCUUUCCUCCUGGCUUCCCUGGAAGAUUUUGCUGGCUGUUUUUCAUGGAGAAAGUCCAAGGAGAAAUGGAGAUUGAGAGAUGGGAAAGAAGCGAAGAGAUGUCAGACGCAGAGAAAAAGGUGAUUCAGGAGACAUGGAGCAGAGUCUACGCCAACUGCGAGGACGUUGGGGUCUCCGUACUGAUCAGGUAUUUACAAUGGCACACAAGAAGCCAAAAAAUAAAUAAAUAUGCAAGCAAAAUCGAUCAAGGGCUGGGUGGCAGCAACUGUUUCCCCCCAGUUGAUCAGUUCUGGCUGGGAAUGAUUUCACUGCCUUUUUGAUUUCAAGAUACCAGAGAAGGGGAAAUAGCAGGAGGAAUACCUCUGUUGCUGUAGUUGAUGAGAAUCAAUAUUUCAGCCAGAAAAGUCAUCUUAUCCUUGUGGGUGCAAAGGGGAGGGGGGAGGGUCGAAGGAAGGGAUUCUGUUCUGUGGUUCUGAUUUAGCUUUUUGCUAAUGGAAUCAUACACCAGAUUCCUGGGUGAAAUAAAGCAACUUGCGAGCCAAGAUAAAUCCGAAACAAGGCUGCCGAAGCUUGUCAGUACCAUCUGCUCAUCAGCUGGGGUGCAAUGUCAGUAUAAAAGAUAAUGCUGAACUUGUCUCCUGGGGCUGGCAUGAAGGUUGCCGGUCCAGAGGGAUGGAGGUCCAGGAACACUUAAAUGCAAGGUGCACUUAAAUGCACAAUAUUGUGAAUGGUUACACAGCAGAGGAUAUUGAGAGUCACAGAAAUCUAUCCGAAAGGCAGGUGUGUUUAUAUGGGGCUAUCCAGGUGGAACGCAUAAGACGAGAAGCAUAGAUUUAAAACAGACAUGGGUUCUCACCAGCCAAGCCAUGAAAACCAUUCAUUUGUAUUUAGCUUAUUUUACUCCUAUGCACUUCAGUGAGAAACCCUAUUUGUAAAUAGCCCCCAGGUAAGAAUCAUAGAAUCAUAGAGUUGGAAGAGACCACAAGGGCCAUCGAGUCCAACCCCCUGCCAAGCAGGAAACACCAUCAGAGCACUCCUGACAUAUGGUUGUCAAGCCUCUGCUUAAAGACCUCCAAAGAAGGAGACUCCACCACACUCCUUGGCAGCAAAUUCCACUGUCGAACAGCUCUUACUGUCAGGAAGUUCUUCCUAAUGUUUAGGUGGAAUCUUCUUUCUUGUAGUUUGGAUCCAUUGCUCCGUGUCCGCUUCUCUGGAGCAGGAGAAAACAACCUUUCUCCCUCCUCUAUGUGACAUCCUUUUAUAUAUUUGAACAUGGCUAUCAUAUCACCCCUUAACCUCCUCUUCUCCAGGCUGAACAUGCCUAGCUCCCUUAGCCGUUCCUCAUAAGGCAUCGUUUCCAGGCCUUUGACCAUUUUGGUUGCCCUCCUCUGGACACGUUCCAGUUUGUCAGUGUCCUUCUUGAACUGUGGUGCCCAGAACUGGACACAGUACUCCAGGUGAGGUCUGACCAGAGCAGAAUACAGUGGCACUAUUACUUCCCUUGAUCUAGAUGCUAUACUCCUAUUGAUGCAGCCCAGAAUUGCAUUGGCUUUUUAGCUGCCGCGUCACACUGUUGGCUCAUGUCAAGUUUGUGGUCAACCAAGACUCCUAGAUCCUUUUCACAUGUACUGCUCUCAAGCCAGGUGUCACCCAUCUUGUAUUUGUGCCUCUCAUUUUUUUGCCCAAGUGCAAUACUUUACAUUUCUCCCUGUUAAAGUUCAUCUUGUUUGUUUUGGCCCAGUUCUCUAAUCUGUCAAGGUCGUUUUGCAGUGUGAUCCUGUCCUCUGGGGUGUUAGCCACCCCUCCCAGUUUGGUGUCAUCUGCAAAUUUGAUCAGGAUGCCCUUGAGUCCAUCAUCCAAGUCGUUGAUAAAGAUGUUGAAUGAGACCGGGCCCAAGACAGAACCCUGUGGCACCCCACUAGUCAUGUGGUUUGUGGCUUUCCCCCAGCUAUAAUGUCUCUUCAGUGUUAUUUCCAUAAGUGGCCUUGUUUUGUUAUUCUGAAACUGCCCAGGACUCUCUUGGGCAUGUCACAAAUGCACAAAGAGAGAGAGAGAGAGAGAAAUAAAUCAUUGCAGGUAAGAAGGGAAAUCAGGCCUGAGAUGCUGGUUAGAGACGGGAGGCAACAGCAACAAGCAAUUUUGGAGCUAAUUGAAAAUGCCUCUUUGGGCUUGGAUUCAGAACUCCCUCUUCAAAACACAGCAGGGGCACCAAUAUUUUCUCCUCCUUGAAGCCUGUAAUAGUUUGGCUUGGGGGAGAGAGUUAAGUGGGGAAGUGAUACAGGGGGAAUGAUUAACCCCCUCUUGCAACACUGUGUUCCAGUCUAAUUCAAGGCCUCUCAUGGCUGCUUUUAAGUUUAAAAAGGCAAACAUUGGGAGAUCCAAUCAUAGAUCUGCCAUAUCACGUGUAGGUAAGUGAACCAGCCUCCAGAGAUAGUCACUCACCCACCCAUUUAUCAUACUGAUUGGCUCUAACCCUACUGUCUUCUGAGCUGCUUGAAAUGUUUGCAGAACUUCUUAAAGGAGUAGUCUUGUAAUUAAUUGACUUGAGCUUGACGAAGAAUGAGGAAGAUUUUAGACCUUUGCCCAACAGCUGCGCAUAUCUAUUCAAAUGUGUGCUGAUGUUUCCUUUUCACCUUUCCCCUCCUUUAAAGUUUCCUAUCAGAGUUUUUCUGUAGGAAACUGGAGAUGAUGUUAGAAUAGUCCUUCGCUAAAAAAAACACCCUCCAAGGUCUACAAUCUUUUACAGAGAUAAACGGUGUCAUUGCAAUUGAUCAAAUGGGAUAAAAACAGAACUGCAUCCCAAACCUUUACGCAAGUUCUCUUUGAAGCAAAAUACCCAUAUAUCCAGAAAUGGCUCCCUUGAAUUCACACAGAAUUACCCUUUUCUACUUACUUAUCAUAAAAAUAAAUACAUUAUGCAAGUUACAUUGUUUGAAACAAAGCAUAUCCCUUCAUAUCCAUGACAUGAAAAGUUUUGCCUGCUAAAUAUCUUAAGUUAAAUGCACUGUUGAUGCUUAUAUAAAAUGCUGAUGGUUUUAUUAUGUGACCUGGCCUGAGACCCCUGGGUAUAGGGUGAUAUAUAAAUUCUAAUAAUAAUAAUAAUAUAGCUAACAUUUACAAAAUCUACAGCUUCAUAAAAUAGAAAAACUACCCUAUUUUUGUUUUUGUUUUGUUUUUAAAACACCCUCACAGCCUUGAAAAUUUGCCACCGUGCUUUUUCCUAUCACUUGCUCUCUUACAGAGCAACCCUAUGUAGUAGCCUCUGUCACACAUAUAACACCCUGGUGAAAGAAAGCCUAAUUUCUCCCCUACAGCAAACCCUCCAGACCCACUUCACACACCAACUUGACGCCAUGCCCUGGUGGAAUUCUCGGGUCCCUGGCUACUUGUUGAUGCCUUCUGAUUCCUGACGGUGAUGAAGAUGAUCACCAGGACAGCAGCCGAGACCCCCAAAGUAGUUCCCACAGUGAGCCCCACAUGGGCAGGUUUCUCCCAGGCCAAGACCAGUGGCUUCGGCAGGCCAGCAAGCUCCAUGUGGCAGUCUCUGACCUGGGGGUCAAUGCUGACCCAGGCAUGGUAGGUCCUGUCAGAAUUGGGAGCAAUGUCCCUGGAUAAAGGGCUGUUCUCCACGGCCUCCACAUCCUUCCUCCAGGUGGUGUCGAUCUCUUUAGGGGUUUGGCAGAUGAGGGAUUUCCACCCGGAAGUUCCUGCUGUGUCACCUUCCCCACUGGGGGCUCUGUCCUGAGCAGAACCUCCUUCCCAUGGUCCAAGUAUUUCUGCAGCCACUCAACGCAGGUCUCCUCCAGGUAGCCCUUCCUGUACUUGUUAGUGGCAAACUCUGUAUCCAAGGACCUCUUGGUGAUCUGGGCCUCCAUAUCAGCUGACGUCCAGGUGAGGGUGUCCUUGUCAGAGCUGAUGAAACCCCCCACCCCCCGUCAUGGGCACACUGUCAAAACUCUCUUUAGCCCCCAUCUCACCUCAGCCAUACAUGAGCUGCAGAGUGUGGAACCCUUUGCUCUGGUUGUAACUAUUCCGCAAAUUCUCCAGGCUGGCUUUGAACCACAGCUCCCAGCCAUACAACAUUUGGGUAUAUCUUUCCCAGUACUGGGCAUCAUCCUUCUCCACUUUUUGCCAAUUAUUUUUUGUUGAUUUUCCAUUAAGCUGCUCUGAGCCCGGCGUUGGCUGGGGAGGGCGGGGUAUAAAUAAAAAUUAUUAUUAUUAUUAUUAUUAUUAUUAUUAUUAUUAUUAUUACAGUAUUAUUUAAAAUUGACAUCAAAUUAAUACAAAUUUAAUACAAAUUUAAAAGCUGACUUCCCACCCCCUCCCAGAUGUUCCUUCUUCUUCCCUCCGUCCAUUGCUGCUCCAAGCACAUUAGCUUUUCCAACUUUCAUUUCAUCAUUCAAUAAAAUUAAACCCAAUCAUAUUUCAAGAAUAUUUCAUCUCCCAUCUCCCUUCACAUCAGCUGUACAAGUACCAAUUUCUGCGAAGACGCUUAUAUAUUAUUACAACCUAUCCGCAAAAUAAUCAGGUAGAGCAGAUCCUUUUUUAUCUGUCUAUAAUAAUCAUUAAUCAAUAAUUUAAAAUCAUUUCCCUUUGAUAACCUCUCGGGUAGAGCUCUUCCUGAGAAAAACAAAUCCUACUCUCUCUUUUUUAACAACCUUUCCACUUUUUGCAUCCGGGGCACUGCAAGCUUUUUCCUCUUGUGUAUCGCUGUCAUAGUAAGCAAUGGGUUGGUCAUCCAUAUAUGCCAUAGUGGACAUACAUGGGGCAGCCCAUGGCAAGGUUCUGACGCAGGAGUGUAGAAAGUACACCUGAGGUGGGAGGAAGAGACAGCACAGUGCAGUGCAGCAGCAGCAACAGGAUUGAGGAGGGCCAGCAGUGGCCUUGCAUCUCGACAAAAUGGAAUGUGUGUGUGUGUGUGUGUGUGUGUGUCUAGCAGUGUCGUUCUUAACCCUCUUGCUGUGCAGUUGUCCAGAGUCCAAGGUUCUGGGCUGUUGACUCGCUGACUCACAGCCUCAGGUUCCCGCCUUAUGAAAACACCAAGCACACUCAGAAUACCGGAAGAUAUAUUUGCCCAUUCAUACAUACCAGUAUAUCCCAUACUGGUAGCAGAAAAUGACAUGCCAGCUUUUUAAUUUACACAGAUUCCUGGGUAUGCAUAACAGCCAUCUUUCAAACAUGGAAUCACUGAAUUGUAAAGUUGGGAGGGACUGCGAGGGUCAUCUAGUCCAACCCCCUGCAAUGCCGGAAUAUUUUGCCCAAUAUGGGACUCAAACCCACAACCCUGACAUUAAGAGUCUCAUGCUCUACCGAUUUGGGGCUAUGAUCCAUAGGCCAUAAAAUACAUAACACUAUCCUGCUGGGGCAAGCUAGCAGCUGUAGGGCAGACCCAGUAUUCCAUUUCCAAAUUCCUAGAUUCUGGAUUCCUAGAUUCUUAUCAGGCAGCUGGUUUUCACUGACCUGAAGUCAGUUACAGCAGCAGCAGGUCAACUUUAUAUUUCAAUAUGGCAGGUUGACAUUAAAUGCAGAUCCAUGUGUGACAGACGGCAAAGGAAGCAAUACAGAUCCCCUCUGGCCACGAGAAGUGUGGUUUGUGGUGGAGUGCAAAACCGAAGCAUAUGCUCAUAGUAAAGAUGUCAGAUUACCCGCUUGCCAUGUGCAAGGAGCAGCGAGAAAGAGUAAACGCAGCUGCCCUGUGGAGAGUAAAAACACUGAGCUCCCCUUAAAGGCUCUUUCAAAAGGAACAGUGGAGGGAAUGCUAGGGAAUGUGUGAAACUUCUGUUCUUUUUCUCCUCCCCGUACUAGAUCUGAGCCAGUAUUUCUCCCUGAACAUUUUCCAGAAAUAAGGGUGGAGAAUUUUGAGAGGUUGUUUGUGUGCACCUUGAAGACCUCACGCUCUCAGUUGCCUAGAGAAAGUAUUGGUAGUAUCUUAGAUAUUCUUAGUUGGUCUCUAAGGUGCUACUGGAAGGAAUUUUUAAAUUUUGUUUAGAUAUACUUGCUUUUCUGAAUUACUUCUCCUUCCCUUUUUCCUCCUUUUGAAAAAACAGUCAUGCAAACAAGGGCACUUUAUAGAGUGAGCCGGCACAUGUGGAUGCGCAGAUACAUGUGCCAGUUGUGCAAUUUGCAUUCCAUGUUGCUGAUAUGCCUCGAAUCAUAAGCGCAUGUGAGAAAUCAUAAGUGCAUAUGAGAAGGAAAUCAAAGGUGGGUCUGCAAGCAAACACAUGUACCUGGUUCAGUACGAGCCAUACGUGGGGAAAAAAACAUUGUUUUGCUUGUUUGUGAUUCAUAACCCAUAUAUGGCCCAAUCCUGCUCUAGCUGCAUGUAGUUACACAUAACUAGUUGAGCUAUUUGUGUAUCGGAAUGCGUAUCAGAAUGCAGCGUUGAUGGAUAUCUGUACCCAGAUGCUCAUUCGGUCUCUUGUGUUUCCCCUCUCCAUGGAACAUCCAUAUGCCAAUUAUUUAGGCAUACCCUCCCACAGGAAAGUAAAGGAGAUAAAAUGCCGCACCAGGAAGGUCCAGGAUUAGUGUCCACACCAGUGGCACAACGAUAUCCGCAUGAGAAAUUGAAUAUGGCAGAUUGCUGCAGUGUCCCUACCUCUUCAGAUUCGCUGUUAUACCAAACCAAUGGCAAUUAGAUUCGUAAUGCACGUACAGGUAACAGUUGAUACCUGUAGAGAAUUGACAGUGGAUUCGUUGGGUGCCUGUACAAAACAGCUGCAAAAUGUUAUUACAACUUAGCUGAGGAAGUCGGAGAAAAGGAAUAAUGGUACAAAAGAAUGAGCCAUGGAGCUGGAGGACAGCAGCAGUGUCGCGUACCUUGUUUCUUACAGCGCUCAAGCUGAAAUUUCCAAGCAGGGGUCCACACGACAGCGUUUUAAGAAAGAUUAAGUGAUCAUCAACUGCUGUUUGUGAUAUCACUCAACAGAUCUAAAAAUCACUUAGUGGGGAAAGGAGAAGGAACAAAAAUUUGCGUCAGGGGAUAAUCUGCUCUUAGUUUAGAUUUCUCAGAUAUAGAAGAGGCGCUUUAAAAAAUAAUUUUCUCCUUUACCUCUCACAAGACUAACUCCUACAUACAGCAGCAAUGUUAUUUCUGGGUCAUUGUGUCAACAGGAAAACUGUUCCUAACUAGAAACCAAUAGUCAGGAAAGAAGGAUUUUCUGCUUUCCAAUGUACGACUAGGUGCUAAAUGCGGCAAUGUGACAGAGCAGAGAGAUGUUUGGGUGCUCAGCCACAACAUUUGAGCUGAACCAGUACUCCUCAGCCAAGCUUACAUCACAAGACUUGUACCUUUGACACUGAAAAUCACAGUAGAAAUGGCUCAAAAUAUAAUAAAUCCUGCUAAAAACAGAUACGUUUUCUCAAGUUUGAGAGACCUACUAUCCAAUUCCAAAUAUAGUUAUUGUUACAAAGUGAGGCCCAUUAAUUCCAAGUGACAAAAUUCUAAGAAAGCUGAAGUUGUGUGCGUUCCACAACUAAGGCCAACCAUUUUAACAGUUUCUUCAGGAAGCUCUUUGUGUGCAUCUUGAUCUUGCAAAUGCAUUCAGCGUGAUUCCAGAACAGACCACUAUCCAAGUGUUGAGGUGUCUUCACAAUUCAAGGCUUCCAAACCCUGGCUGAAGCACAGACUGAACAUAUGGUGAGCCAUGCACAAUAUCAGGGUAUACCUGAAUAUUUGCCAAAUGGCAACUGCAAAAGAUCCAUCUUCUGGUUGGUUUGGGGUGGGGAGAAACCGUUACCUCUGCUGAUCAAAUGCUGUACAGUGGUACCUCUGGUUACAUACUUAAUUCGUUCUGGAGGUCCGUUCUUAACCUGAAACUGUUCUUAACCUGAAGCACCAUUUUAGCUAAUGGGGCCUCCCGCUGCUGCUGCGCCGCCGCCACACGAUUUCUGUUCUCAUCCUAAAGCAAAGUUCUUAACCCGAGGUAUUAUUUCUGGGUUAGCUGAGUCUGUAACCUGAAGCGUAUGUAACCUGAAGUGUAUGUAACUGGAGGUACCACUGUAGUUUGAUACUGAAGGGCUUUUUCAUCUAGCUGAAGAAGUCUGAGCAGGCAGGGAUUCCAAUGCAGCCCUCACAACCAGUAAAAACAUCUCAAGGUAUACACUGAGCUGGCCCUGCCAGGUAGCAGGGUGAAGAAACCUGCUUCUGGUGGCAUCGUGAAUGUCUGUAUGUGUGUACACUGGAUAAUAGAUGAAAGCAGGAAUUGAUGUGUGACUGGUGCAGCAAGGCUUUUUAUAAUGUUGGUGCUGCAGGAACAGGGCCUCCACUUCAAGUAGGAAAAUGCCACACUAUGGCACUAUCUAUAAAACAGUUAGACCUGCUGUAGUUCCAUUGCCUUUCACAUCUUUCCUGGGUAGUAAAUCAGCACCAGUUAAAAACAUGCCUCUUUGCCCAGGCUUUUCAUGAGUGUUGAGUUAAGGUACCAGAUUUUAUUCCCUGGUGCAUGCUUUUGCUUGAGGGGGAGGUUUAAUUGGAUGCUUUUAAUUGUUGCAUUUGAGGUUUUUAUUGUUGGUUUCAUGUUGUAAUCUGCUCUGAGAUCAAUCUAAUGAAAGGCGGGGUUAUAAACUGAACAUAUAAAUUAUUAUUAUUAUUAUUAUUAUUAUUAUUAUUGUACAGUAAAACAUAUUAACACAUGAAUUGUGUUCUGGCACCACGUUCAAUGAAUUCACAAUACUAUUAAUAUUAUUAAACAGUAUUUCAGUCUGAAUGGUCUUAAUAAACUAAUACUUGGAUGAAAACGUAGGUUGAUAUCUUUAGACUAGUUGCUCUGAGGUAAAGCCAGAUAGGGAUUACGCCAGAGCAAACAACUUGAAGACUACAGUGGCCUUCAAAAACAACCUUCAAAAUAGAUGAAGGCAGGAAUUGAUGUGUGAAUGGUGCAGCAAGGCCAUUCAGUCUAUAGACUGAAAAGAAUACAUCUGGCAAUGUAACCAAUAUAUCUUUCCAUGAAAUUUAACAAAAGCCCGCUGCCAAACACCACCGUUUGUUUGCAAGGGAAAACAAGGUAGGGUGAAGUGAUCCUACCAUGCAUUGAUGGCCUCCUGUUUCACUGUUGGCAAGAUGGGAGAUGUUGCUGGAGCCAAUUUUUCUCUCCUUCCUUCGUGUGGACAAUGAGAGGGAACAAAAUAUGCCAGACCCAGGGCUGGUGUAGAGCUGUGCACUUUCUGUGGGCACAUCAAGGAAACAAAGAGGCUUUCGAUGAGGUGUGUCUGCACUCACCCCUGGCAUGCAUCUUUCCUCCAACUCCGCUAGCGGCACAUUGCCGGGAGAACAUCUGUGCCAGCACAUAACUGGAAUAGCUGUCGUCCUGCUGGCAUACCUUCAUCUCUGCCGGUGGAGCAGUGCUCAUGCCACAAUGCUAAGGGCCCUGAACUGGCUUUAUAGAGAGUACAGGGUCGCACACUCAGUGUGUGAAGUCAGGCUCACUUCGUAAUUCUACUUCUUGCGCAUGGAAGCAGCAGAGACACUUCUUAUCAAAUAGCUUGUAGAGAAUAAUGGAAAAGAAAUAAGCAGGUGUUGUCUUAUUAACCAAUGUGUCCUAUAACAUGUUAAUACUGAUAAAAAUCCUAAGAACACAAAUGACUGAGCAUGGGCAUCCACAUACAGUGGUACCUUGGUUCUCAAACUUAAUCCGUUCCGGGAGUCCAUUCGACUCCCAAAACUGUUUGAAGACCAAGGUGCGGCUUCCAAUUGGCUGCAGCAGCUUCCUGCACCCAAGCGGAAGCCGUGCCAGACGUUCGGCUUCUGAAAAAUGUUUGCAAACCGGAACACUUACUUUCAGGUUUGCGGUGUUCGGUAGCCGAUUUGUUCGGCAACUAAGCCGUUCGAGAACCAAGGUACCACUGUAGUAAGUUUGUAGCAGUUAUAGAACAGGCACUAUUCUUUUCAUUGUUUGUUGAAGCUGCUUUCAGUGUUUCACUUUUGCCCACCUCUGGAAAAUGUCUUGCAGGCAUCCAUGCAACUGAGAAAAUGUCUUCUUUUUCUCUCUCACCCUUUCUCUUUCCAAACUUUCUUUACUUGACUUUCCUGCUUUUCGUACUGCCUUGAAACGCUCCCACCCAUCACUCACACUAUGAAAGGAUUGGACUAGGGUAUUAUACCUAUAGUCACUGGCCUAGUUAGCACAUCACAGUAAACUAUAGUUGCUAUUUUAUCAUCCACACACCAAGCUGGAUCAUUUCCCCUCCCCACUUACUCUGGGAAGGAAUGAAACACGAUGCCUCACUUAUUGUUAUCUCUCAACAAACUUUGGCUGCAGAUUGAAGGUUGUUUGGAGCAAAACAAAUCACAACCCCUAGUUCAGACAUAAAGCCAAGUCAAGGAUCAUGGCUUGUUUCCCCACAGCAUGAGCCAGGAGGAGCACAGUAGAGCGAAGUGGGAGCAAUUUACUUGUUCAAGGCAGGUUUAUGCUUUGCCAGGGGUUGGACUAGAUGACCCUCAGGGUCCUUUCCAACUCUACAAUUCUGUGAUUCUGUGAACGAGCUCACUGAAUGUGUCUUGACUCUUGGUGUUCUUGAAUUCAUUGGAAUACUUUCAGUAUCAUUUCAAACUCCUGCUUUUUACAGAUGUAAUUUUAAAUCAAAAAAGAGCUGCAUGAAUUAUUUUAUAAGGACAUUGGUUGAAAUUAUUUUAUAUCAACUAGAAACGGAAUUGGUACUGUGACAUAAAUGGGAAGCAAAGGGCAACUGCUCUGCUUGCCCCCACGAUGGCAACCCUGUGCAUUCUCUGCAACUAAACUGCACCAUCAUCUCCUGAAGGAGACCCGGGACUCAGCUACUUUAGUAAAGAAAAAGCAUUUUAAAUGUCUUAUAACACUGUGACACCAGAUGGCGCUGUAGAGUUCCGUCUUCUGCCAAUGUGAUUUCCCGUUAAGAGGUUUACAAUGCGUUUUCCGGAAACUUUUUUUUGAUGUGUCUAGAUGCAGCCCCAGCGACGCUUCACACAUAUAUCAAAUGUAGCCAUGUUUCACAGACUGAAGAGGAGCCAAGAUAGCAACAUUAUUUAAAUAGAGGAGUCAGGUAUAGAUAGAUCUGUUGCCCAACCUUGCGUCCCAGGUAAUUGGUAGAAAGCAUUAUUAAAGCCAGAAGGAUUCAAUACAUGGAAGAAGAAGCCCUGUUGAGGAAGAAUCAGCUUAGCUUUUGCAAAGGGAUGUCCUGCUCAUCCAACUUCUUGGAUGCUUGCCUUGUUCCCCUGAACUGGCAAUUUUUGAAACCAUUCCAUUGGACUAUAAACCUGCCUCUGGCUGCUUUGAUUUUCUUUUCUGCUUUGGUCUUGUAUACAUCAUUUAUCACUUAUUUAUUUUUUUAAGAUCCCGUUUGUUUUCCUCCAAGAUGCUGGAGGGGUUUCGUAAAGGAUCCUUUCACACACCCAUGCAGUCCUAAUAAGUCACUGUAUGACAGGAAGAGGCCAAUGAAGGAGACUGAGGUGGAGGAGAGUGGGAGAGGAUAGAGGGAGGGAAAGGAAAGAGCACAAAUAAAUCCUAAUUAGGGAACACUUCCCAGAUCCCUUCCUAACCUCCCCUCCCCUUUCCCCUUCACUUUGGAGCUACUCUGGUCAACGCAUGUGUGCCCUCAAAGCAGGAUGCAUGUGGUUUGAAACGAAUAGUACCUGUGUGAUAGCAGCUCUCUCACCCAGCUGGCUCCCUCACUCGUCUCAUGCCUGCACAUUUUGCAGCUGGAUAAUUGAUCAUUGCUUCCCUCCUGGAGAACUAGGUCAUGUGGAGAGGCUGUUGUGAAGGCACAUCAAGAAGAAAAGCAGUACUCAGAAUUGUAUUCGGCUGGCUUUUGCAGCUUGCCUCUCUCACCAGUAAAUAAUUCAACAGCUCCACUGUUGUACAAAUUUUGGGAGAAUUCAUGGUCCAUGUCACUCGCUGUAUCAUCUGCAUUUGAGCAGGCCAUAAGUGAUCACAAGAGAAGCAGCAUGGUGCUGUGCUAAGGCCCUGGGUUCAAAUCCUUAUCAGCCACAGAGUUACUCGAGGUCUGUCCAAAUCUUGUUGAGCUAUAGCUCCCUGACUUACAUCUCAUUUUCCUAGCAGCGGUUCUCAACCUGUGGGUCCCCAGAUGUUGUUGGACUACAACUCCCAUCAUCCCUGAGCUCUGGCCUUGCUAGCUAGGGGUGAUGGGAGUUGUAGUUCAACAACAUCUGGGGACCCACAGGUUGAGAAAGGUUGCUGUAAAGGCUGGUGGCUUAUGAAAUAUUCCCCAAAAGCAGCAGCAACAAACCCAUACCCAAAGUUAUUAAAGGAACAGAAGUUUCAAGGUAUCCGUAAGGAACCACAAUUAUCCAGAUAGUGACAAGGUUUUAAGAGCAUUUCUCCGCAUGGCAAAAGGGAUAUAAGGACAUAAAAUGGGCAAUGGUUAAUCCAGGGUCAGGUUCCAGAAAAUAGGGACUGUCCCUGGGAAAUAGAAUCAGCAGCUGAAGAAUAUGACCUGUGUAUUAUUGCCUAGUAUGCUUCAUGGCUUACCUAAAGGCUGUAGGUCAGUGGCAGAGGAUCUACUUUAAAUGGAAAAUGUCCUGGGUUCAAGCUCCAGGCAAGGCUGAGAAAGACCCUGGUGCCAAUCAAUGCAGACCGUUCUGAGCUAGAUGGGCCAAUAGUCUGACCUGGUGUAAGGCACAUUCCUACCUUCCUGUGGUUAAAUGGAAAUUUGAACCCAGUUCUCCCCACUCUUCAGUCCAACAUCCUAUCUGCUGUACCAUCCUGGCUCAGAUGUGCCCUCUUAAAUAGAAUAAUAGAAUUGUCGAGUUGGAAGGGACCCCAAGGGUCAUCUGAAGGCAGCCCUGUUUAGGGAAGUUUUUAAUGUCUGACAUUUUAAUGUAUUUUUUAAUCUUUUGUUGGAAGCUGCCCAGAGUGGCUGGGGAAACCCAGCCAGAUGGGUGGGGUACAAAUAAUAAUUUAUUAUUAUAUUAUUAUUAUAGUUCAACACCCUUCAUUGAAGACGUCUUAUCUAAAGCAUACAUGACAGGUGGCUACUACAAUUAGGAAUGAACCAAUAUAUGGGGCUUUUUUAUUUUACAGAACUAAAAAGGAUUUGCCUACCAGAGUAAGGGCAGGAAGCAAUGCCCUCACCCUGAAUUGGCUUUGUGGCAUCACCAUGUAGCUUGAUCUGCUUAGCUACAUGCCGCUCCUGAUUAGCUAGAGAUACCUUCCUAAGUUGUACCUUAAAACUCCUUUAGCCAAUAAGGGCCAGCACUCUGGGCUCAUUCUUUAGGGAACUUAUCACACACUUACAAUGAUGAACACCAUAUGCAGACGUUAUCAUAGAGGCAACGUCAUAUGAACUGAACGCUGCAGCCUUAAGAAAACAUUCAAAAUCUGAAGGUGGAGAGGGAACAACUGUUCAUCACAUACAAGGAAUGGAUAUUCCAGGCAGCAGGUUUGAAUUAGAGGGCAGUAGUUUUAAAUUAAACAUUAGGAAGAACAUUUUGGCAGCAAUCCAAGCUCAGAGCUAGAUGCACUUAAGACCAUUGAUUUCAAUGCUAGUUUGUGGUCUGUGACUGUAAGAGGAGCUCAUUGGUGGAAGAGCUGCCUAAGGAGUUGGAGUCUUAGAACUAAUAUCACAGGCAGUACCUAAAAUGGCAAAGUUGGGAUACAAAUCUUUCCAUCGUGGGCAAAAACUCCCAGCAAGGUUGUGCGAUUGUAUUAUAUCACCUCAGUAAUCAAUGCUUGUGGGAUACGCAAAGUUCUUUGUGUAUAUUAUCAGUAUUCUGGGAUAUUUAAACAGCAUUUUUUAGGACUUCACUAUCUCAUCCAUCCUCACAGCAAUUGAAUUGAGUCGAAUUGCCAAAUGGUGACCAUUUUAUUCAAGUUGCGGCAACACGGAUGCCCCAAAUACUGUGGCACCUCAGAAGCUCAUGAUGAAUUGCUGAGAGAGAGAGAGAGAGAGAGAGAGAGAGAGAGAGAGAGAAGUUAUCCAAUCUGUUAUCCAAUCCAUUAUCCCAUCAUUAAAACCUCUUCAACCUUGGAUAAGAAGUAGGUUAAGCUGAGAAAGACAGUGACUUGCCCCUCAUCACGGAGUAAUAACUGUUGCUUUAAGCAUUAAGGACACCCCUACAUGGAAGGCACUUCUACCUAGGAAUUAAUAUGCAACCUGUGUGUGCUCUGUGGCAGUCUUGCACACAAGUGGUUGACUUGUGCACACAUUCACUCAGAAGCUGUGAUUGUCCAGGCAGCGAUAAACCCUGAAUUUCACUCCUAUGUAGCCAUGAGGAAAUAUGUAAUUGGUAGCUUUAUGUAGGAGAACCUUCACUGUGAGAAUGCAUAACACCUCUUCCCUUGGGGAAACUGAAAGUCUCUGCAUUUUGCAUUAAUUUCAUCUCACAAUAAUUUAACCCCUGACAAUACAGGCCAGAUUCAUACUUGGGAAUCUGACUGAAAGAAGGGCUCCAUGGUUGAGAAGGAUCUCACUGUUGCAGAAAGCAAAGCACCAGAAACUUAUGUGACUGAACUUUGACCAAAAAGGUUUCUUAGUAAAAUGACUGUUGGCUUAUUUGGGCUCUAGAAUGGCUUCUGUGUUUUUUCUUUCUUAUUUCAAUUUUGCUUUAUUUGGGGGUUUGCGUUGUUGUUUCGUAAUAAAGUUACAAAAGAAAAAGCAGAAAAAUGUGCAAAACAGUUACACAAUAAAAAAAAUGAGAUUUAUAAAGUUACCAAAUUCUUGUAUUCAGCACUGGUUAGCAGAAAUAUAACAUAUAAAACAUACAAUGAAGAUGGGUUUUCUUUGUUAAGAAUAGAAACUUCAUUAAUACUUAAUACAAACAUAUGCAAGUAAAUUUUAGAGGCAGUUUGCAAAAUGUUUUCUAAGAACUAAGGCGUGUUAAGAAUGGGAGCCAUUCUUCAACAAACUUAACAGGGAUGGCUUCUAAUUUCUCUAAAUCACAGUGUCUCAUAUAAUUCUGGAAUGCCAAACAAUAAUUGCCCGGCCAAUAUAGCAAGCAAACUUGGAUUUCAAUAUCUUAAAUUUAAUUUUGCAAAAGCAAAUGCUAAACAGGACUGAGAAACCUUACAUGGAUAAUGGAUGAAAAUAGUUGGUGUGCAUUUUAAGUGUUAAGCACCCAGCAUUUUUUAGAUGAUGUAAUCUUUGCGGAGUUUGUGUUUAAAUACCAGGCAGGUUUCAUAACAGUGGAACACGACAAACCUAUAUUAAUUUUGACGUAAUUUAGUGUGUAUCAGGAGGUUAAUCUUUCCCUUAACUUUGCAAAACCAUUCCAGAAAAGGAAGGAAAACCACUAAGGAGGCAAUGAAUAUUUUAAAGAUACUAUAUUCAGUCAGGACUAUGACACCCGAUCCAAUCUAAUUCUCACAAGGCUAAAAUCAGCCCUAGAUUUAGGUUUUCACAGGCCAAAGUUGAUCUCAUGUCAUCUGUUUUUAUCAGGCAUAUGGGAAGAAAUUACAAAAAUGAAUAGGUUGAGUGGUGAGCCUGCAGUGGGUCUGUACUUGCUCCUUUUCCCUAGAACUGAAAACAUCUACGGUUCUUCCUGUUUCCCUGCAGAAGUCAAUGGCAGAGAGUGUUGAUUGGCUGGUAUGACAAUGCCACCUUCCCCCCCCGCCCCCCCCGCCCCUGCUCAUCUGGCUGUGCAAAGCACUGAUUGGUUGGCCCUUGCGGCAGUCCCAAAGCCACCCAUCGCCAGACAGGAGCAUGCCUCCAGUGAAAAGAAAUAAAGAAAAUGAUUGGCAGGGUUUUUUUAAAAAAAGAAAAUGUUUAUACAUUUAAACAGAUAAGCUUUCCCCCUCCACACCCAGGAAACACCAAAAGCUUGUCCAAAGUAUUGUGAAGGGUGGGGAGUAAACAUUAGAAUUGGAGGUGACUGAGUUAGCAGAGUGAAAGAAAGAAAACACAGAAGUAGUGCACAGUCAAGGACAUACUUAAAAAAAAACCAAUCCCAAAACUUUACUAUUAUCCCACUAUAAUAAUAAUAAUAAUAAUAAUAAUAAUAAUAAUAAUAAUAAUUUAUUUAUACCCCGCCCAUCUGGCUGGGCUUCCCCAGCCACUCUGGGUGGCUUCCAAAAAAAAUUUAAAAUACUGUAAUACAUCAAACAUUAAAAGCUUCCCUAAACAGGGUGGCCUUCAGAUGUCUUCUAAAAGUCUGGUAGUUGUUGUUCUCUUUGACAUCUGGUGGGAGGGUGUUCCACAGGGCGGGUGCCACUACCGAGAAGGCCCUCUGCCUGGUUCUCUGUAACUUGCCUUCUCGCAGUGAGGGAACCGCCAGAAGGCCCUCGGUGCUGGACCUCAGUGUCUGGGUAGAACCAUGGGGGUGGAGACGCUCCUUCAGAUACACUAUCUGUGUAUUUUAGCAAGGUUUAUUAGUCUUUAAUACACCUGACAUGAAAUUGGCUGAUUUAGAAAGAAGUAGUAGAAAUCUGAAGAGAGUUGUGGUGAACUUGAUGAACAGCCAUUGUUUUGUAGGAGAGCAACUCUCUCGCACAUAGAAUGUGUUUCAAGGGUUUGCUUGAAUUUUUUACCGUCUCCUUGUCUUGUGAUUCAGCCAACGUCUGCACUAUAUAUGUAAUUGUAAAUAAAUUUCAAACCUGCUUAGUUCCCCCCAUGGGUCUUAUCUAAGGAGCUCUGGGAACUGUAACUCCUGUGGAGAGUCUUGGAAUCUCUAGCAGAGAUUUCUCUAGGGUUAUCUUCUCUAGGCAAGAAAGGAAGCACAAAAGGAAGUAUCUGUUCCAGCUCUGUGUCUUUACAGGCAGGGUGUUGUACCAAGUUGCGAGAACCAGCACAUAAAAAUAUUGCCCAAAAGAAACUGGACAGAAAAGGGGAGAAUGUGCAAAAUGCAAUCAGACUUCCAGCAAAAUCUUUGGGGAGCAGGGAUGGGGAUUUCUGAGUAUGAGAUCAGAUCAUUUUUGGCAUAGGCUACAGAAAUUGCUGUAACAUCUCUUGCACCGCAGGCACAAUUCACAUCCCUGAACACUAAACAGAUAGUCAGAAUGCAGGGAUUUCAGAGCCACAGAGUGAAAAGUUAGAUUUAUGAAUCAAAGGAUGUUUGGGCUUCUGGAAAUGACCACUGAGUGAAUUCGAGGGCUAUUAUGCUGUCUAGUGGGAUGUGUUGCCUAUGGUGGUGAAAUGACUACACAGGACAAAAUUCUGUAAGGCUGGUAAUUACUUCAGAGCACAGCAGUGGCCUCUGCUCUUUGAGACGAGCGUCUCUGAAAGCCUUUGAUAAAUCAAAGCAGCCCAGGCUGCUGAAAUCACGAUAACAGUGUUAUGAAAAGGACGAGCAUCUGUCUAGAAUAGGUCAACUGCAAUGGCUUAGCACUCUGGCAGAAACAGAAACAGCCCUUCUGUCGCUAGAUGGUCCACAUUUUUCUUUGGUGCCAGGCUUUAGGAGAGCUCGCACAAGAGACGGAUAGACAGAGAAAGGAUGGGGAUGCGAGGGAGAAUCCAUUGCAGCUUGUCGUAUAUUCAGACUGGCUAGCGGGGCCCUAGAAAAUCUGCAUUGAAAGGCAAGUUAGCUAGUUCACUUCCACAUAUCACACAGCAAGAGGUAGAGCAAGCUUAUGCAUUCAUACUAGGAAAGAUGGUGGGUGGAUGGAUGGGUGGAUUAGAUGGAUAUCAUGGCUCUGCUUUUUCAAUUUUAAGUACCCAAUGCACUUGGAUAGCUACCCAACAGAACAGGUAAAUGUGGCUCAAACAAAUAACAAGGGUACACCUUAACUUGGCAUCUAUGGGACAAGUAAGAAAUGGGUGCUUAGACUGGCACCAACUCCCAAAAGUCAGUGGCUUUUCUCACUAUAACCUGGAAAAUCUAUGCUGUGUUUCCAAAAUCGGAUCCUCCAGAAUAGUUAAUGGAACCUAUUACUUGCCCUCCUUUAAGGGGCAUAUUGCCCUCACAAGGUGGUUUACAAAAGCAGUUUAAUGCACACUAACAUCAUUGUGGGGUUUUUUGUGGUUUUUUGUAGGGGGUCAUUUUGUUGCAGCUGUCAAUUCAUUGUGGGGGGAAAACCCCUGGCAAUCUGCUGGAAUUCAUCUGGAAAUCUACCAGUAGUUCUAGAUCUUUUUUCUGACUACCUUGAUUUAGAGUUGCCAAUAAUAAAGCUAUUGUAGCAUCCUGGAGGCUUAUCCCAGCAGUGUAUCUGAAGCUUGAGAAGGUUUUCACGACACACAUGUCCUGUUAGCUUGAUAUAGGCAGGGUUGUGAUGCUAAAUAUAAAUCAAUAAACAAAGCAACAGUUCUGUGCCAACGUUACUCAGAUUUUGUGCCAAAGAAGGAGCUGAAUUUUGUGAUAUCUAAUUAACCAAUGUGCAUCUAUUUCUUUAUUUUGCAAAAUUUUAUUCAUGGACAAGUCUCGACAAGCCUUGAUAAGAAGCAAAGAAAUUUGCAAAUCACGAAAGACUUACCCCUGACCACUAGAAAGUCAGCUCUGUGCAUACAUAUAUCCCAGGCUCUAUGAUUUCACCAGGCAUUGCCAAAGUUAUCUUCACAGUCCUUUAUGUACUAGAAACUUGUUAUCUAUCUAUCUAUCUAUCUAUCUAUCUAUCCAGUGCUUUCUUCUGGGGGUACGCAGGGGUAUGCAUACCCCUAAACAUUUUGUGAAUCUUUGUACUUUUGUCCGUUUACUGUAUUUGUUGUUGUUUAGUCGUUUAGUCAUCUCCGACUCUUCAUGACCCCAUGGACCAGAGCACGCCAGGCUGUAUUUAUUUCCCCCGAUUUGAACUAUAAGAUGGUGAUUUUCUUGAGUGAAGAUGAGAGUACCCCUAAACAUUUUUUUUAAUAGAAAAAAGCACUGUAUCUAUCUAUUAAAGCUAAUAUGUUCAGAUGUUUUAUUUUGUAACAAGUGCCCAGUUCCACGUAGCGGUCAGAAUCAUAAAAUGCCUCCAGCUUUUGAAAAUGUUUUAUGGACCUUUGUUUUGAAAGCCUCAUGGAUUAAAUUUUCCUCAGGUUACACACUUGUUAGGAUCCAUCCUAAAUGGUUCCAGAUGCACUGACAGAAGAAACAAGAUUGCCAAAUAUAGUUCACCCAUUUAUAAACUUGGAAGCGUUGGGGUAAUGCUGGAGAGAUGAUUGUGAUGUCAAACUACAGUUCCUGACAAAACAUUAGAUAAUGAGUUCACUCCUCCAGCAUAUUGAACAAAUAUCUGAUUCAAAAAGAGAACCCCGUAACACAUUCCCAAUGCCUGUGGCAAUCUUGCACCUUAAUGAGAUUAUUUCCCAACUUCUGCUGUUGAUUAGGAGGACAGCCCACAAAUCUACAUCUCCUGAACAAAUCCCCCUCUCACACACACUCUUGUUGUGCAACAGCAAAGUUUUUCUUUAAGCCCCAUUCAUUUCAAAGUGCCUUGGUCAAAGAGUUUCUCAAUGGACUGGGCCUAAAAAUCACGUUCCCAAAAUGCUGAGAGAGGAAAGGGCCCAGGGGAAGUCAGAAGAGUCUUAAAGGACACAUUGUCCAUGUUUGUCCAGAUGUAUGUCCUGAAACACAAAAGAGGAGGCUUAGAAUGGAAUUAAUCAGAGAAAGAAUUCGGUGGAAUCAGUAUUCCGGCAUCUGCUUUUUAUCAGUUUAAACUGUGCAUGUUAUGCCAUAGCAAAUAUUAGAUUUGCAAAAGCUUGCAGCAAUAUACAAUAAUAUAUUUUUUCUGAAGCUUGAUUUCACGUGGCUGUUUUCUCCCACCAUGAGAUUAUUCUUUUUUUAAAAGCCUCCUACCCACCCCAAGUUGAAAUCAACAAGGCCAUCAUUCAGCAUGCUGAUGCAGAUAUAUCUGGGCUUCAGGAAGAGCGAAAUCAGAAUGCGGCAGCUAGACUGAUGACUGGGAGUGGCUGCCAAGACCACAUAACACUGGUCCUGAAAGACCUACAUUGGCUCCCAGUAUGUUUCCGAGCACAAUUCAAAGUGUUGGUGCUGACCUUUAAAGCCGUAAACGGCCUCGGUCCAGUAUACCUGAAGGAGCGUCUCUACCCCCAUCAUUCAGCCUGGACACUGAGGUCCAGCUCUGAGGGCCUUCUGGCGGUUCCCUCACUGCAAGAAGUGAAGUUACAGGGAACCAGGCAGAGGGCCUUCUCGGUGGUGGCACCCGCCCUGUGGAACGCCCUCCCACCAGAUGUCAAGGCAGUAAACAACUAUCAGACUUUAAGAAGACAUCUGAAGGCAGCCCUGUUUAGGGAAGCUUUUAAUGUUUGAAGUUUUAUUCUGUUUUUAAUGUUCUGUUGAAAGCCACCCAGAGUGGCUGGGGAAACCCAGCCAGAUGGGCAGGGUAUAAAUAAAUGAUGGUGAUGGUGAUGGUGAUAGUGAUAGUGAUGAUGAUGAUGAAGAAGAAAAACCUCUCAUACCCAUGCCUAGAAAGCAGAGAUAAGCCAAAGUGUGGAUGAGCCCUGAAUAUCAUGGCAAUGUAUUAAAUAAUCCCAACUGAAUGAAAAGCCAUUAUUAUUAUUAUUAUUAUUAUUAUUAUUAUUAUUAUUAUUGCAAAGUAUGCCUGUACAGCAAGGAUUCUGAUGAAGGGGUCAGAUUUCCAGCAUUCAGGCCAUGAGUGCUUAUGUAUCCAAAAUAACCCCAGCACAAGGGGAGGAGGGCUAUUAGGAGGCUUGGGAGUGCUACAAAAUUCACAUAACUCUUCAGGAUGGAGCCCUCAAAGCAGCUCAAUGGGGACCAUGUAUGCUCACUAGACACAGAAUGCUGGCUAGCUAUUUGGGGGGCGGGGAAUGGAAAACUGGGAGCAAGGAGAGAGCAGGAAUGGAGUGGUCAGCAUCUCCUGUGCUGCAGCAUUUUGUUCCAAGUCUCACUUGUAGACAUUUAGAACGCAUCCACCCACCAUCUCUCAUAAACUACAUGCACUGUGACCCAUUUAUAGCACAAAGAUGCAGUUUUUCGUCAAUCCAGAAUUGUUUAUGCCCAUCCUCAAUAGUGAAGAAAGGCAUCUUCCUGCCCAUUGCUCAUGCUUUUAAUGCCCUUUUGGUUCUCAGAAAGGUAUAAAUUAGGCAUUAAUUUUGUGAAGGAGUCUGCCUAUACAGUGGUACCUCGGGUUAUGUACUUAAUUCGUUCCGGAGGCCCGUUCUUAACCUGAAACUGUUCUUAACCUGAAGCACCACUUUAGCUAAUGGGGCCUCCUGCUUCCGCCGCGCCGCCAGAGCAUGAUUUCUGUUCUCAUCCUGAAGCAAAGUUCUUGACCCGAGGUACUAUUUCUGGGUUAGUGGAGUCCGCAAACUGAAGCGUAUGUAACCUGAGGUACCACUGUAUUGCUUGGUUACCAGUUUCCCCUGAAUAAUGGCCAACUCUGAGGGUUCUGAAUCAGGGUUGCCUAGCUCCCUGAGGGAACUGAGGUAGGCUGUCGAACUGGAGUCCUUGCUUGCAGGAUAUGAUUAAUCGGUAAUUUUUUUCUAGACUGCCUGUUGACCAAAGUCUCCCAGGCUGUUUACUGGGCAGGCUUGUACUGAGCACUUUGCCCCCACGCAAAAGCACCUGGGAGUUUAAAAGCAGCCCAAGAGCAAACAGACCCUUAACGCAUGCGGCCAUUUCCCUGUCAAAAGCAAACUUGGUAGACUUGGCAUUUCGAUUUAAUUUGAGAAAGGCUAAAGAGAACACAAGAGGGAAAAGAAGACGGAAAAGAAGUGGUUCCCUUUCUGUUUCAUCUUACAAACGACUUCCUCCUCCCCAACCCCCUCUAGACUUUUUCUUCCUUUUUUUGUUGCCACACACUCUUCACACAUCAAAACCUAUUUUAGGCUGGCUGAUAAAUCCCAGAUGUCUAGGGAAGGCAGCAAGGACGAUGGUUAUUCCAUUCGCGGCUUCACACGGUUUUCCUGGCAACCUCCUGCGUGAGAUUCAGCCAAGUGGGAAGAACAGAAGAAAAGGGGGGAUGAGUCUGCUUCUCGGUAGUGUUGUGUGUGUACAAGGGGCCUGAAGCAGUGAGCCAGGAUCUCAGAAUGCUGAGGUGACAUUGGAAGGGAGAUGCAUGGCCUGUGUAGACAUCUGUUUCAGUCUGUGCCAGGCUGAAAUGAGCUGAGGCAGGUGUUUGCUGUGCAAACAAUGCAGGUUUGAGGGGACAAGUGGUUAACAUUUCCUGGGUUGCCUUCCUAUGCAACACAGGGCUCCUCCAGAGGAGACCUGUUUAUUCAGCAUUGAUUGUGAUUAGAUGGUUAGGUGACAGCCACGUCAAUGUGACCUGCUUAUUGAGCUUUCCUCUUGAUUUGUUUGUGUGGAGAGGACUUUGCAUUUCCCCAUCAAUUCCCUUAUCACAACAAGUCCAGUCUUUCGGGGAAGCAGGUUUGUUGCACAAAACCUCCCAAUCAGCUUUAAGUGUGCAAACCAAAGUUGCCAAUAUGUGAUUAAAUAUCUACUGAGCUGUGGUUCUUUCAUGCUUUAUCCUGGGCAAUUUUGCAUACGUACUGCCUUCAGACUUACAGCGACUAUAACUCUGCUAUGUGCAACAAGUGCUUGAUAAAACACACUAAAAAUAUACCCAAAUAGUGAUAUGUAAAGCAGCUAUAAAGAGUCAGAUGCCAUUUCCAGAAAGCCCAGAGUCAUAUAAUAAAUAAAAUAAGACUUUGGACCCUCUGGAAGAAGGAUGGAACAAGGGUCAUAAUGCUAAUUUGUUAUAACUUUUUAUCUCAUGUAAUGGCAGUAGAAAUAAUUAUGCACACAUGAACACACACUUGCGACUGAGUUAGUCUCUGAGUUAGAUGACUCUUAAAGGUAAAGGUAAAAGGACCCCUGACUGUUAGGUCCAGUCGCACAGUGCCACCUGCGACUCUUAGGAGUCUCUAAAGACACCUAUUGAAUUCUCUUUUUACCUGACUCCUACUGGCCUCAAAAUCAGGUUAUAUUUCUACAGAGUUCUGCACCUAUGGUGGUUUUACCCCGAUGGCGAAAUACUAGAAAUGGGUUUUAUGAGAAAUGAAUAUUAUUUGGGGGCCUGGUGUCCCUUAUGAACCUGGGAUGUGUUUCUUUUCUAUAUCUUCUGACCAAACAUGUAAUUUAUGCCCAAAGGGCUUAGUUGUUUUCAUGUUUGUUGCUGCAUGCUUGGUUAUUACCCAGAAUUGGAAGGAUGCACAUAAUCGGACUCUAGAUGAACAGUAUAAAAAGCUUUUAUUUAUAGCGGUAUGGGGGGGGGACACAUAUCACUUAAAAGUACAAAGAAGUAAAGCUGCUGUUGAGGUAGCCAUUUAUUAAUCAUACAAUAAGUGAUUUAAAUAAAAAUUGUAUCCCAGUACAUCAUUUAUUUAUAUAGAAUUACUCAUAACUGCCUCCCUUGGUUAUGUCAAUUAUAUUCUAAGUCUCUCUAUGGAGUAGACAGACAUACACAAAGAGAGAGAUAAAUUGAGCUAAAUGUUUCUGUUUAUUUUGAUGUUACAAGCCCAUGUACUUGUGGAUUCUUAGUAUAUGUUUUCCUCUUUUUUGUUCUCUUUUUCUUUGUUCUAAAAGGUAAUGAAAUAAGUGAUAGGCAUUGAAAUUUCUGCUAUAUGUGUUUUUGAAAUACUGUAUUUUUUGCACUUCUUCCCCUCCAAAAAGACGCGUCCAAAGACUCACUUUUUCCCCUCCACAAAUUAAGGGGAAAUGUGUGUGCAUCUUAUGGAGUGAAUGCAGGCUCCAUGGCUUCAGCGAAAGCAACGCAACGCCUCCGGAGUGCAGCGGGAGGUCCCGGAGCUGUGCUCCGGAGGCUUUGGGUGGCUAUCCCUGAAGCUAGGAGAGCAAGGGGGUCGGUGCGCACCGAUCCCUCUUGCUCUCCUGGCUUCGCUUCACUGGAGAGGCACUGCGCAGCUUUCCCUCUCUGCGCAGUGCCCCUUCAGCGAAGCAGCAGGAGAAAUGGAGAUUCCCCCCCCUUGUUCUCCCCCUCUAAAACUAGGUGUGUCUUAUUGUCGGGUGUGUCCUAUAGAGCGAAAAAUACGGGAUAUAUAUAUAUAAUAAUAAAAAAAUGAGAGUUCAGCACCAGCACUGCCCUGGUAUGCAGGUAGUCCCAUUAAUAGACAACAGUUCCUGGGAUUCUUUGAGGGGAAGCCAUGACUGUUUAAACAGAUAUGAUACUGCUUUAAGCAUAUAGUGCAGACGAGGGCCAAUUACACUCAACAUAUAUCUCUUAGGUUGACUUAGCUUUCCCAUUUUCUUUCUCUUCUUAACGGCGCCGUGCAGGUUUUUUGUCAACUUCCCGUCUGCCAAGCAGUACUUCAGCCAAUUCAAGCACAUGGAGGACCCGCUAGAGAUGGAGAGGAGUCCGCAGCUGCGUAAACAUGGCAUGCGGGUCAUGGGGGCUAUUAAUAGUGUGGUGGAGAACAUCUACGACUCAGAAAAGGUCUCCUCCGUUCUAGCCUUGGUGGGCAAGGCGCAUGCUGUCAAGCACAAAGUCGAACCAUUCUACUUUAAGGUAAAGAGAAAGCCAAGUCUUUGUUCAUUCAUGGAUAACAGGGAAAUACUUCAAUUAGGGCAGAUAAAAAGCAGCGAUUCUGUGCCAGUUGCCCAUUCUGGCCAUAGCUGUCAACUUUUCCCUUUUCUUGCGAGGAAUCCUAUUCGGAAUAAGGGAAUUUCCCUUAAAAAGGGGGGGGGAGUUGACAGCUAUGAUUCUGGCUAGCUAGUGAUCCCCCCCCCACACCUUUUUUGUUCUUAAAUUAAAUACAUCUGUUUGCAAAGGAUCAAAUUUGCACAAAACUGAUAAAUAAAAAUUGAAAAAUAAAGUGGAUACUUAAACAAUGAAGCCCACUCCCACAGGAGGCUGUGAUGGCUUUAAAAAAAGAUGUUGAGACCCUUAUGUCUUCCCUCCCUUUAUGGUUUUGAUUUAUGGCCUACUUUUAAAAUGAGGCUGCUUUUUAAAUUGUAUUUUAACCGGUAUUUUAAAUUGGGGUUUUUUUGUUUGUUUUCCCCCCCUAUUAUGUUUCCAUUGUAAUUUUACUGGUGUUGGCCGCCCUGAGCCCGGCUUUGUCCGGGGAGGGCAGGGUAUAAAUACAAUUUAUUAUUAUUCAUGAAGGAGAAGGUCAUCAGUGGCUACUAGCCACGUUGGCUCUGCUCUGCUUCCACAGCUAGAGGAAUAAUGCUUUUGAAUGCCAGCUGCUGGAGACCAUAGGUGGGGAGAGUGCUCUUAUCCCCAGGUAUCUGUCUGGCUUCGGUGAGAACAGGAUGCCUGACCCGGUGAACCAUUGGCCUGACCCCGCAGGCUUUUUUAUGUUCUUAUGUCGACAGCCAGGACAUUCUAUCCCUUCAUGAGUUCAUCUGAAGCCACAGUGUGCUUGUUUAUGUCCACCAUUGGGCAAAGUGUGAAUUUCUGCAAGACUUUAUUCCCCUUGUCAUAUGAUCAACGAUUGGGAAAUGCUAAUUCAGUGGGGGGGGGGAGUGUGCUGGCAUGUGGAUGAGGAGGAUAUCAUGUGAACUCCAGGAAAAAGCAUACAGGCACAAGUGAGCUCUGAAUGCACAUUAAACUGCUGUGCAGAUGUGGCCUAUAUAAAAUUCUGGCAAAUAGGCAGGGGAAAUGGAUUUAUAGAAAUACUUGUAUUGCAAAGAGCAUGUCUCAGUAAAGGUACAUAGAAAAAUGUAAUAAAUUCAAUAAUUAAAUAUAAACAUAAAAAUUGAAGAAAAACACUUGUAGAAGAAACAUAAAAAUAGGACUCAGAUAGUGCAACACUGCAUCUGAAGAUACAAAUCAAAAACAACUGAGACAAAUUCACUGAUACAGUCUGUUGUGGGUUCUCAGAAGCAUAGGAAUUUGGGAUAGUCCCAGUUUGUUGAUCUAACUCUUUUGGGGUUCCAAAAUUCCAUUCUAGUUCCAAUCAUGGAAGAAAUUUAUAAUUAUGUUCUGUGGUCAUCAGCAUCUGAUUAAGGUUUCUCUCCACUAACGCUCAGGAGCUAUUUCCUUUUUAAAUGUUCACAUGGACUUUGGACACUAAGUUCUUAUUUUCAUACCAGUUGUGCCUGUUGUGAACUGUCCUGCUUUCAUCUUCAGAGGUGGUUCCUUCCACUUUGUAUACAUGGAUAUAUACAUAGAUGAAUUCACUUGAGGUAUUUGAGAGGCAGAAGGGAAGUGAGCCAGAACGAUCUAUUUGCUCAUUUUAUUAUAUUUUGUACAUCGCUUCACAACGUGCGUGCGGAAGGCAAUUAAUAAAUAAACACAUUAUCAGCAAAACAAAUAAUAAGCAAACAAGAAAUUAAAAUGUGGUAAGAUGCCCUGGUCUGCAACAUAUGGAAGGACAGCAUAGACCCCAAUGAAGAAAUUGGAAUUGUGCUGGCAGGGAGACACAACAAAGAUAGACACUAGUUUCUUGUUAGGGGAAAAUAUGGGGGACACUGUCUUAACUUAUUACUGCCACUUCUUCUCCUCCCAGAUUCUCAUUGGUGUCAUACUGGAAGUGCUUGCCGAAGACUACGCCAAUGAAUUCACCUCCCCAGAGGUCCAGAGAGCCUGGGCCAAGAUGAAGAGCCUCAUCUGCACUCACGUGACUGCCGCGUACAAGGAGGUGGGCUGGGUGCAGUAUCCAAACUCCACCAUGUGAGCAGACCAGGGAAACAGGGCUGGGGAGGGCUUGGGGUUUCCUCUGAGGCUUUGCGCUCUCACUACAUGCCACCCCUCUCUGCGCUCCCAGUAGAUUCGUAAGCCUAGGCUCGGUAGUCUUAACGAUGAGGAUUCUGCCACAGCAAUAAGGGGAAGAGGGUAAAGUUGGGGAAACACUUUGUAGUUCAGAGAUGAUUUCACAAUGUGGUCUAACUCGCCUGUGAGCAACCUAAUUGCAGAAGAUUGAAUGUAAUCUGGUUCCGAAUACCCAUAAGGCAUGUAGUUAUCUAAAGAAUUCAGAAGUGCUUUGAUGUACUCCCAAGGACUGUGAACUGCACAUGCUCUGAGGAGUAUGAUGCUUAACCUUUCACCCUUGGCAGUCCUCAUAGGGAGGCUAGCCAGUUUUCCUCACUGUCCCUUCUGAUAUUUGAACCGUUUUAAUGAGGGACUCUUUCCAUAUGUUCUCUGUGCUUCGGCUUUUCCACUGCUGUACAAAAUCAGCACUUAGUAUAGCACUGGGAACACACGUCAACAGACUGGGAAGCUGUCGUGCAGUGGUGGCUUUUAGACCCCGCCAUUUUGCUAUUGAUGGCAAGCUGCUAGGAUGCCCAAAUCCAUAAAACAAGAAGGAGUCUUGUGGCACCUUAAGGACAAACAGAUUUAUUGCAGCAUAAACAUUUGUGGGCUCCCGUCUGCGUCAUCAGCAGCAUGGCUACCUCUUGGAAGCUGCCACAAUAGGAAGCUGCCUCAAACCGAGUCAGGCCAUCGUUCAUCUACCACAGUAUUGUCUGCACUCAGCGACAGCAGCUCAAUAGGAUUUCAGGUGGAAUCUCUCCCAGUUGUAUGCGGAGAUGCUGGGAAUUGAACUUAGGACAUUUUGCAUGCAAGGCAGAUGUCCCAGCAGUGAGCUACAGCCCUCUUUGGUUUCAGUUUGAUCCCACAGAGUUGCAGAGCUUCCAAAACUCAGGCAUGGUACCACUAAAACAUCUUGUGAGGCUUCCACUGAUCACAGGCUACCCAGAAGGAAGUGCUGUCUCUGGACUCUAAUUAUGAAGAAAGCAUAUAAAUCAUACCUAGGUUGAUUCUAAAAUUCUUGAGUUUUCCUCUGAUAGAUCCCUAGCUCAAUAUUAAACCAUCCUUUCAACAACAGCAAAAAUCCUCCUAGACUGUAAAUCAUAGAUAAUAAGGCAGCUCCUGCACGUUGUUGAAUCAUCCAGCCUCGAGAUAUUUUUGUUCUUCUUCAUUGGCGGUGAUUUGCUUGCAUAAUUGUUGAAGCCUGUGAUUCACCUCAGCUCUCUGUCUAGGUGGCGAAGAGUGUCAGUUCUGGCCUAUUUUCAUAAAGAGCUCAGGGAUAUUAGAAGAGCGUGCUGGGAUUCCCUCUCCGAUCUUGAUUCAUACUGGGUUAGAACAAAGGCUUAGUCAGACAGAUUGAUGCAGAAAGGGAUUUGCCAAGGCUCUGGAUAUUCUCCCAGAGGCAACCCAGCCUCAGCAGUGACUCAGCAGCUCAUAGUAGGCAAACGCGGUGUUUAGCCAGGCAAGUAUGUAAAGCAGCUGCAGGAAUUAGGGAUGAAGUUUGUAAUGGUGGUGUGUGUCAUUCUCUGGCUGAUUCCGAGGGAAGGAAAUCGCAGGCCAGGAGACUUCCUUCACCAAUAUCUGUGUAGAUGUUGUGCCAUAAGAGAGCAAUUGCUGCUAACUAACGACCCAACAGAAGUAAGUCUCUUCUGUUCACCUGUUGACAGAACCAGAUAGCCGCACAAGACUGCCAUUCCCUUAGCAAUACAGUGGUACUUCGGGUUACAGACGCUUCAGGUUACAGAUGCUUCAGGUUACAGACUCCGCUAACCCAGAAAUAGUACCUCGGGUUAAGAACUUUGCUUCAGGAUGAGAACCGAAAUCAUGCUCUGGUGGCGCGGCAGCAGCAGGAGGCCCCAUUAGCUAAAGUGGUGCUUCAGGUUAAGAACAGUUUCAGGUUAAGAACGGACCUCCGGAAUGAAUUAAGUACUUAACCUGAGGUACCACUGUAAUAGUGAAGGACUAUCUCCCCUCCCCGGGAACAAUAAAAUGAGCAUGCAAGACAUUUCAUUGUAUUAUAAUAAGGGUGAGUAACUGCUAGGCUUUAAAGGAAGGGUUCGUCCAAGCAUGGUCUGAGAGGUUUUUCAUUUGCCCCCCCCCCCCCCCGUUUUCCACAGGAAAUCUGCUUUUUACUGUUGAAUCAGGACAGACAUCGUUCUGCAGAAAACCUGGAUGAUGUUUGCUGUGAUUCAGUGGUGCACUGCGGGUUUUCCAUGGGGAAAGAGGAGGGACAAGGAGAAGUGUGGAUGAGUCCAAAGUAAAAAAAGACAGCAAGGCAAUAAUGUGUUGCUUGUUCUUACAGUUAUAUAGGAAUGGCAAGGAUGCCUUGAAUGCACACGGACAUUGUCACACAAGCAGGAGAUACCAAAAUAGUGUUUCUGCGUUUCUGCGUCUACCACAUCAGUUGGGUUAUUAUGUCUUGAAUAACAAUCCUGCAAUUCCUUAUUCACAGCCAAAGCCAGAUUAAGGCUGCAGUCCUGUAUGCACUUACUUGGAAGUAAACAGCACUCAACACAGUAGGACUUACUUCUGAGUUCACAUGUUACAAGGUUAUGCUACAAAGAUGUGUGCAAAGCAGUAAUACCUUGGGGAGAAUGUACAGAACAAUGGGCUUUUUUUCUCUGAGGGGAUAAAGAAACCUUGGUUCUCUCUACCUUUGCCCCAAAAUAUUUUUGCUUCAGUCCCACCCAGGAGAAAAGGCAUAUUAAUAUUAAUAAUAAAUAAGUCAUACUGUGUUGAGUGUUGAAUAUAACCCACAAAGCUAAGGUGCAUUUUAAUCUGUAAUUUUAGUUUAUAAUAUAUAUUUUUAUCAGUUGUUUUUAUUCAUAUACUGAUUUUUAAAAAAACACACCUUGAUUUAACCUUGACCUUAAUUAAGUAUUUUAAUGACACACACACACAGGGUUUUAUUUACAGUUGAGUGGCAUACAAGUACAAGUUGUUUUAUUAUGGUCAAUGACCAGUGCCAAGGCAAAAACACCAAUUACAAAAUUUGAAAGCUCUAAACAAGAUAAAAUGAUAUAAAAUCGCAUAUACAUGUAAAGCAGUUCUGGGGGUCAUUUAUCUGUCAGAAAGGAAACCCUUCUUACCCAUUAUAUAUUAUGUUAAUCCUGGGUGCUGAACGUUAUAUGUUGUAUUUUGAUUGCUGCUAUCCUUUUUGCUUUAAAAGAGAGGCAGUAAUCCAAGAAUGUGAUAAGAAAGUCGCAAAUGAUAUAGGGCUCGUCCACACUGGAAUUUACAGUGGUACCUCUGUUUGGGAAUGGGAUCCGUUCCGGAGGCCCGUUCACAACCUGAAAGGAACGCAACCUGCGUCUGCGCGGGUCACGAUUUGCUGCUUCUGCGCAUGCGCGUGAUGUCAUUUUGUGCAUCUGUACAUGUGCGACCGGCAAAACCCGGAAGUAACCCUUUCCGGUACUUCCGGGUCGCCGCGGGAUGCAACCUGAAAACGCUCAACCUGAAGCAAACAUAACAUGAGGUAUAAUUUUACUGUGCAUUUGCAGCUAUUUGCAUUCCAAUUUAAUUUGUGUAGUCCACAUGAUUUUACUCUCAAACAACACCAAUCUCAAUGCUUUUCUCCGUAAAUUUAGGUUUACAUGAUACAAAGAUAAUCUGACAAAUUGCACAAAAUUGGGCUCCAAACCACUCCUCUCAGGUUCACAGACAAUUCAUUUCUGUGUUUUGAGGUUAGCAUUUUCUACCUAGCUAUUUGUUUCACACGAGAAUAGGAAUCUUAACUCUCUUUGCGUGCAGAUCUGGAACCUACCAAAAAUCCUCAUCGACAUUCAUACAAAUAUUGAUCUGGAUGGAUAAAGUAGUAGGAAAGAAAGGUCGUUUACUGUAAUUAUAUCUCUAGCAGCAAAACAGGCAACAGAAGGACAAAUGUUUAACAGAAUGUCCUUCCAGCAGAUGAAGUAAGAGUGUGGGGACUGUUCCACUUGCAUUAGCUUUUGUCCACUAAAAGCACCUCAAGUGACCAAGGUCUGGCUGACCUUGCAGGCUGACACUGAGUGCAUGGAAACAUGGUGCUUGCUUCCAACACAUCAGCUAAUGGAAGUGUGAAGUGUUUCCGCUGACCUGGGUUGCUUCAAGAUCAGCUCAAAUCAGAAGGAAGCAUACCAUCAUUUUGGUUGGAAUCCUCUGAUCUCAUCCAUUGCUAGUACAGAAACAAACUGGCUUUCAUGGUUUUGCUAUGCAUUAUAGGCUAAAAUGCUCAGAAGGGUUUUGCGCACACAGAAAACACUUCCGCAAAUUAGUUCUGUGAUGGGAAAAUGCACUGGAAAGUUUGUGUUGACGCAACAUCUUAUAACCUCUGUACAAGCAAAUCAGGCUGAAUGCUCAAUAACUGGUGACGUCAUCUAACCGCCCUGUAAACUUUGUGCAAACAAAUCAGGAUGAAUGCUGAACAAACGGGUCAUCUGAAGGCAACCUUGAAAAUUUAGAUCCAGUGUCUAGACUGCAAAGUAGCGGUCCUAUAGUGAGCAUUCAUCGGUGUCGUAUCCCUGGAAGGAAAUAGUUCUCUUAGAGGAGCUUGGGUAUAGCAGGGAGCAACUGCAGGAAGAGGAAGAGGAAGAGGGAAAAAAAGGCAGCUUUACAAUUUCAGCCUGACAAGGGCACUGAGAGGCCAGUGCUGGCUUACAUAAAAUAGUCUAGUGAGCUGAAGGACAUUGAGCCAGAAUAGGGCAUGCGCUCCAAUUCAGAACGAUAUGGAAGUCUGUGAUAAAUGAAGCAAUGAUAUCUGGAAGUGCUCUCUUCUCUCUGAGGCAAAGAGCCAGAAAUUCCUAACUUAAGUCAUUAACACCACGACUGAUUUCAGCCAGCAGUUCUGAGAGAAUAUUUAUGAGAGAGUUUGCCUCUCCCAGUUCAGGCAAAAAUAUGGAGCAUGCAGUCUUCAGGGUAUUUAUGAAGGUUCUACUGAUUUUCUUGAGGGAAGUAAAUGCCAUCUUUUAAUUCUAAUUUCUAGUCCUCAGGAGAUUAUUAAAGUAAAUUUGACAACUGAAUGACAGCUGUUUCAUAAGCUGUUUUUAUUUUAAUUUUAAACAGCUUAUGAAGAGGAAUAUCUGUAUUUGGGUGGUAUGUCACUGCAGGUGGCAGAUGGGUCAAGGGUUCACAUGCCUGAGUGCUCCUGCAUCAAAAAUUUGUGGAGGACAAAGCUACCAGUGGCUAGCAGUCAUGAUGUCCUUGUAUUGCCUCCAGAAUCAGAAGCAGCAUGUCUCUGAAUACCUGGUCCUGGGGUCUGGAGUCCUCUUGUCUUGCUCAGAGGCUUCCCGUAGACCUCUUGUUGGCCACUGUGAGAAACAGGAUGCUAAGACUAGAUAGGCCCUUGGUCUGCCUCCAGCACAGCUCUUCCUAUGUUCUUAACAACACAGAUUUAUCAUCUCAUUUCUAUUCAAAUUAUAGUAAUUAUUUCUAAAUUUGCACAUUAGCAAAUGCAAAUUUUAUGCAAAUCUCUGUCCUCCUUUGUCCUUUCUCUUUUUUUUUUUUUUUUGGCAAAGCAUAUAUUCUAUUUAUGCAAAUCUCUGUCCUCCCUCUUUUUCUGGCAAUGCCUUUCUUCUAUUUUGGCAAUGUGUAAGUGACCAUGAUAGCAAACAGAAUACUGAUGCAGAAGACCUCACGUUGCCAUUUUUAUAUUCCUGUAUAUGAAAAAGAAUGAAAAGCUGUGUUCAACUGUCCAUUCCCCUGGGUUCUGAAGGUGAUCUGUUGAAUGAGAGCUGUUGUUUCAGCAAGGAAGCAGCUCACGAGUGGGAAGUGGAGGCUCCACCCCUUCCUGUCUCUUGGCUGGGCCCUUAUCCAGACAAGUGAUUCCUUUCUUCCUGCUGAGUAGCUUCACAUUCAGCUAGUAGGGCACUUUGGUGUUGGUGCUGAAGCUUCUGCUUGGCUCCUCUUCACCUCUGCUCCUCUGACUAUGGGAGAGAAGGCGGGACAUGUCCAGGAACCCUGGCAGGUAGUAUGGGAACCUUCAAUGUUAGGGCAGGGAUAUCUUGGUCCAUCGGCUGUUCAGAGUCACUGGCAGUGUGGAUAUAGUCCUGCUCCCCUUGCUCAUUUUCUGGGAAAACCUGAACCCUGACAGCAAGCCAUCUGGAAUUCUAAACAUCUUUGCUUAGCUAACGAUGGACUCCAGUGCAAAUAGGGACUGUCCUUUUCUAGGGUUCUCUGCCACCAGUUAAAGGGCAGAGUUGCAAUCUUCAGACGCAAGAACAACUCCUGUACCUCCUUCAAAGACUAUCCAAUCCAGGCUUAUAUCAAGAGAAUCCAUAAAGAACUAAGAGAAGGGCAAAGGAUCUCAGCCCAAAACAUUAUGGGGAUUUAGUUGGGAAUCUCAGUGUGCUUCUGAACCAACGCCAUAUUCUCAUGGAAUAUUUGUUUGCACUGCUGAGAUGUUUCCAAGAACAACUGUGGAGUGAAAACCUGUUAUAAUUCCAUCCAAACUCACAGCAGGGAUAGAAGGGUUUGAAACAACGGGAUAUCAAGGAUCUCUGCAGGCUCCCUCAAAUGUUCACACACUAAGUUUAUCUUGACAUGUAGGACCUCCAAGACAUUUCAUCCAUCACCCGGGAAGUUAUUGACAUGUUAAGUUUUAAGUAAAGAGAAUAUUGAGUGUUGCCAAAAGACCCCUGUAGCUUUUCAGCAGGGUUCCAGAAUCCAAGAGUAGCUGAGAUUUGGGUACCCAUUAGAUGUGAGACCCAGCUGUAUUUCAGGGGAACAACUGUGUAGGUCUUUCCCAUGGAAUUAGCAAUGCACUAGAAGGAGGGGGCUGGUUUUAUGGGAAAGACCUGCCCAAUGGGCCCCACGACCAAGUCAUUUGAACAUUCUUUACGGUAUUUACAAUUCCAGUUAUUUAUUAAUCACUUUUCAGGCCGAGCCCUCACAAAGCCAUAUGCAGAACAACAGAACCUCAGGCAGUGUAUGGAACAUGGAGUAGAUACAGGCAAGAGAGGUACUGAAUUAAAUCGCCAACAUUCUUUAAGGAAAUAAGAAAAUUGUAAGUUUUUAAUACCUUCUUGAAUGACAGAACAAAUGUGAACUGGAAGAGUUCCACAAUUACUGGGCCACUAAUGAAAAGACCCUGCCCUGUGUGCUUACCAGCCUAACUGACUAUACUGGGGGACACACAAGCAGGACCUCAGAUGAGGUUCUUAGAUUAUGGGCAGGGUAAUAUGGCUGCAGGUGUUCCCUUGGGUAACCUGGAACCAAACCAUUUAGGGCCUUCAAGGCUUGUAUCAGCAUUCUGAUAUAGCCAAAUGCAACUAGCACAAAACUGCCCUCUGUUAGCAUCCUGGUGGCUGUACCAGUUGAAGUUUCUGAGAUGGCUUCAAAGCACUGCAAAGUCCAUUUCAGUAGUACGGUUUAGCCAGUUUAUUUGUGGAUAGGCAGCUCCCACAUGAGAACAUAGCAGCAACAACAUUAUCUGUUAUUACCUAAACUUGGUGCCUGAGAGACGUCAAGGUCAAGGAAUCUCAAAAAUUAGGCACAUUGGCAUCAGAAUUAGAUAAAUAGUCAGGUGGAGAAAAAUAAUUGUAAGCCUGUCUGACUUGACCAUUUUGUUUUUUUCUGUUUCUGGCCAAGUUGCUACAGCAAAUUCUAGCCUUCAAAAACACAUUAUAAAAAAAUGAUAAUACUGGUUUAUUACUUUACAGACUUAAUUGUUACUAAAUAGAAUCCAGAUGUCCACAGCUGCCAUCCCUUGUGUAUCAACCUAAUAAGCAAAACACAUGCCACUAGGAUACCACUAAGAUAAAACAUAUGCAUGUACAAAAACAUGUUUGUAAAUAUUACAUUAUCAAAAUUAAAAUUGGUGUGUGUGUGUGUGUGUGUGUGUGUGUGUGUGGUGAAAAUUAAGGGCUGUCCUCUUUUCUGUUCUCCUUCCUUUCCAAAGCUGUCUGAAAGACUUAUGACUUAUUCACAGAUUUAUCAAGAAAACACAAAAGUCAAACUGAAAAAUUGGAAUGCAUUUUUUAAAAAAACCCCAAUGGAAUUAAAAGUAGGGGGGAAGAGCAGAAACGACGAAAAAACCUUGGCUCAAGUUGUGGUACUCCCUUAGCACACACAGAGAGAGACAGCUGCUCCAUGUUUCAUACAGGUCUAAUAUCUGGAUCCUAAGCCUUCUCUCUCACUCUUUCUCAUAUCAUAAGCAACAGACAUUUCAAAAUGAAAAUUCUUGGAAACCAGAUUCCAUUUAUCUCUUCUGUUUCACUCUGUGCUCAGUAGAUAAGUCAUAGAUUGCAUCAUGCCAUGUUUACUCUGCUUAAUGCCUUGCAUAGUUCUUGUGGCGUGAAUCUAACACACUUUGACUUGAACUAAUUGGAUUGUCCAAGAACCCAUAGGCUGUGAUUACUCAAGCAAAUUACAGCACUCGGGAGGCUAGAGAACACGCUCUUUAGUGUUUUAACUGUGCAAAACAAAGUUGGAUUUUCGUUCAUUCAGUUCAGCCAUGAUCAAGGUAGGAACCCUGCACACAUAAUCCUAGCUAAAUUGGAAAUUGUAAUUGCGGGAAAUCUUGGGGAGAAGAAAAGGCUAAUGAGUAAACCCUACACAAAUCUGGAGUAGGCAGUUGGACGGUGCUUUGUAUGCCUCUUUCCAGCAAUUAUGGCAGCCAAUCUGGUGCCCAAUGUAUUGCUCUGCUUUCCUUUGGACCACAUUAGUGAAGCCGGGGGGAGAGAUCACUUCAGUGCUGCUAAUGCAGCAAAAAUAACAUGUGAGGCAGCAAUUAUAAGUUACCAAUCUCUGCAGUCACAGCGGGUGCUGUGAUUCUCCACCAGUUUGGCUUUGCCCUCAGAGGCGGACUCCAUUGUCUCUCGAGACAGAUGGAUUCCAACUCUUUGAAUUCUCAAAUAUUUUCCAUAUAUUCCCCACAUGUUUCUUGUGUGUCUUUUGAUGCCCAAAGAUAUCUGAUCUCAAUCUUUGAAAUUGACGGUUGACAUAUGGCAGCAUUAGAUGAGAUGAGAGAAGAUUUAGUAUUUGGCAGCUCUAAUAGAAUGGUAUGUCAUCAUGGGUUUAAAACUCUCAGCAGCACUUUCUGCCCCAACUCGUCUGCCAACGACUUUCUAUGCAUCCCUUAUAAAACCUCAGCCACUCUGUCAGAUUUUGUAACAUAUUCUAGGGAGUUCACGAUUCACAAAUUGGUUAACAGGUCACCUGUUGUUCCCUGAUAAGCUGGUUGACUAUUGAUGGGCACUACGUCCUAGAAUCAUAUUCAACAUCUGCCCUUGGUAUAAGCUUUCGUCUGCAUGCACACAAAAGCUUAUACCAAGAACAAACUUAGUUGGUCUCUAAGGUGCUACUGGACUAUUUAUUUAUUUAUUUAUUUAUUUCGACUGCUUCGGACCAACAUGGCUACCUAUUUGAAUCUAGAACAUCUGCCCUGGUUACUGUUUUAUUUCUGAGCCCAACUUAAAAUACUGAUUUUGAUCCAUUUACUGAGAUAUGCAGACAACAAUUUCACUAGGUUGUCUUCUUCAAAGUGCAAUACUUUUUCAGCAAAAGCCUCUGGAUUCUGUCAUGUCCUUGUGCGUAUUAUUAUUAUUACAGUGAUACCUCGGGUUAAGUACUUAAUUCAUUCUGGAGGUCCGUACUUAACCUGAAACUGUUCUUAACCUGAAGCACCACUUUAGCUAAUGGGGCCUCCUGCUGCUGCCGCGCCACCGGAGCACAAUUUCUGUUCUCAUCCUGAAGCAAAGUUCUUAACCUGAAGCGCUAUUUCUGGGUUAGCAGAGUCUGUAACCUGAAGUGUAUGUAACCUGAAGCAUAUGUAACCCGAUGUACCACUGUAUUAUUAUUAUUAUUAUUAUUAUUAUUAUUAUUAUUAUAUGUUUUUCUUUCGCCAAACCUUCGGAGAUUAGGAGUUUUAAGGCUAUGGCUUGUUCUGCUUUUUUUCUUUUUCCCUAUGUGGCUUGAUUUGCUUUUAUAUCUACUUUUAUUUAUGUUUUUUCAGAUAUGUUAAUAAUUGAUACUGUAUAAUGUACACUUUUUGAAAACUGUCCCAGCUUAAAAAGUGAUACAUAGAUCUAGUAAGUAAACAAAACACUUAAACAAACAACUACAAUUUUAAUUUUAGAGUUAAAAUGCCAAAAAGUCUGGUACCCCAUGAAACUGCUGUCAGAGAACUUGAAGGAUGCCUGCAUUUAUUAAUUACAGAGCAUUUUAAUUGUGCAAAGUGCUUAACAAUCCGUAUUGCUGAAAAUUAUAAGCAGAUCCCCAUUAUAGCUUUCCCCUUCUUGAUCUUCAGAGCUGAAUAUUGAUCACUCAUCAUGAAUUUACGAAUGGAAAAGGUGGCUUCCAAAUCAGCUUUCAGUCGGAACUGUCACCUCUGAACAGGUGUUCAGUGCUGUGACUCAAUUCCAACAAUGCAACUAAAAUUACUUACCUGCUGAGACAAAUUACUUAGCUGAGACAUUUCCUCAAAACAUCACCUAUACUGAAAUGCUGAAGUAUCUUACUUUGUCAGAAAUAAGUAGUUAAAUAGGUAAUCGACUUUUUAAAGAACUCUGCAUAGGAAUACACAAACUGUGAUUGUUGACAGCCAUCGGGAUUGCUAAUUUCCAGGCUUUGUCUGGCAUCAAUUGAAAGAGGCUGUCCUUAUUGCUUUGCAUGGAUUUUCAAAACCCUAUUCCUUUGGUUGGGAUAUUUUCGCACAUUGCAGCUGCUUUUAAACAAACAAUGAAAAGGUUGGCAGCAUUAAAAAAUAUUAGUAACGUGUUUCCCCCCUGCCCCUCAUUUGUUUGCUCUUGUUUGCGGGCUGUUUGCUGCAUGAUCAAUGGUUUCUUGAGUGCCAUUUUUACACAAUCCCAGCCAGUCAGGGUUCAUGGAGUUGAUGUAAAGAUGUCAUAACACCCCCACACCCCCAAAAUGCCUGGCAGCCAAUGCUUCCUAAACUGACAUGUAGCUAGCCAGGAGUAAAGGUAAAGGGACCCCUGACCAAUGUCCAAUGUGACCGACUCUGGGGUUGCGGCGCUCAUCUCACUUUAUUGGCCUAGGGAGUACAGCUUCUGGGUCAUGUGGCCAGCAUGGCUAAGCCAAUACUGGCGAACCAGAGCAGCGCACAGAAACGCCGUUUAUCUUCCCGCCGAAGCGGUACCUAUUUAUCUACUUGCACUUUGAUGUGCUUUUGAACUGCUAGGUUGGCAGGAGCAGGGACCAAGCAACGGGAGCUCACCCCAUCACGGGGAUUCGAACUGGUGGCCUUCUGAUCGGCGAGUCCUAGGCUCUGUGAUUUAACUCACAGUGCCACCCGCGUCCCUCUAGCCAGGAGUGGCAUGUAGCUAACUAGGUCAAGCUACAUGAUGAUGCCACAAAGCCAGUUCAGGGUGAGGGCAUUGCUUCCUGCCCUUACUCUUAGUGGGCAAAUUCUUUUUACCUCUGUUCACUGUCCAUCUCCAGUUGCCCAGCGAGGCAUUAUUAUUAUCAUUUAUACAUAUUUGGUUCAUUCCUAAUUAUAGUAGAACCUGCUAAAGCCCAUUUCGUACAAAGAAGGAGCAGUAUGAUGGAAAGGUAACUGUUUGGUGAUGUGUUGUGCGCAGUGGCGUGUUACCUAGUCCAGUGAUAUUCACCCUGCCUCUGCAAACAUAUACACACCUUGUCUUGCUCUGCUGAAAUCCCCCAGAUCUCUAUGACAGCCUCUGUACAUGAACUGCAUACUAAAUGAAGCAUCCUCCAUGCACUGUAACACUGCUUUUUGUUUUCAUGAACUGGGACACACACACAAAAAGGCAUAACAAAACAUAUCCCAUGCUGUUGGAAGUAUGCGUUAAGAUCAAAAGAGUUGGAGAUAGGGACAGGGCUGUCUUACCCAUAGGCACUAGGGGUGCGGGGCACCCGGGUGGCGGGCUCUCAGGGACUCCAGGCUGAGAGUCUGGAACCUGAGAGUUGAGUCCGGGGAAGAGCCCGCCUGUCAGUCAGAGCGCCGCGGCGGGCUCUUCUGCUGUGGGUGGCUCUGCGCCACGAGUUCUGGGGUGACUGAGCCAGUGAGAUGCUGAGGCGCCGGCCAGCUCCGCCCACCUGCGUGCCUGGGACUGGGCAACCGUGGGGGGUGCCGGGCGGAUCUUUACACCCCGGCACCGCAUAUGCUUAAGACAGCCCUGGAUAGGGAACAGCUGAAGCAAGCCCAGAGCAGAAUGUGGGUGCCACAGCAUGUUCACUGAUUCCUUAACACUUUGCCAAUCUAGCAUACAGCAUGCUUUGGCUAAUUUAGGUUGGUGAAGUACACUUCCCCACAGGGGUUGCAGUCAGUGGACUAGAGGGAGUAGUUGAGUCCCCUAAAUGUUCCCCUGGUGCCUCCUUCCUAAAGCCUGAGAGGAUUCUGCUUGGCUUAGAGAGGGAGGCCAAUGCUCCGACAGGGUCCAAGAGCCCAGACACUGAGGUCCAGCGCCAAGGGCCUUCUGGCGGUUCCCUCCCUGUGACAAGUGAGAUAACAGGGAACCAGGCAGAGGGCCUUCUUGGUAGUGGCUCCCACCCUGUGGAACGCCCUCCCAUCAUAUGUCAAAGUAAUAAACAACUAUCAGACUUUUAGAAGACAUCUGAAGGCAGCCCUUUUUAGGGAAGUUUUUAAUGUUUGAUGUUUUAUCAUGUUUUUAAUAUUCUGUUGGGAGCCACCCACAAGGUAGGGUAUAAAUUAUUAUUAUUAUUAUUAUUAUUAUUAUUAUUAUAAACCUCUCAUAUCCAUGCCUAGAAAGCAGAUAUAAUCAAAAGUGUGGCUGAGCCCUGAAUGUCAUGGCAAUGUAUUAAAUAAUCCCAAUUGAAUGAAAAGCCAUUAAAAAAAUGAGAAAAAAUGAGAACAUGCCAAUCAUCCCAAUAUCUUUCUGUGUAUUGGGCAAGGUGGGAAAUACUGAUAAUAGAUUAUAUUUCUGAAAAACAAAAGGCUGUAGACUUAGCUGGAGAGCCAGGGAAAGGAGUUAAAUUAUACUUUGUAGCCCCUCUGGGGUUAUGGUCUUGGAGUUCAGUCCUCACCUAACGAGGAUGACUCCUCUGAUGCUCGUAGAACUCCUUGCAUCAAGCAGUAAUCUAAUUUUGUGGUUUCAAAAUUAGCCUCUGCCCCUCCCAGCUCCACUAGACAAGUCAUGGCAACCGCCAUCUGUUUUCACAUGUUAUUCAUCAGCACCUCAGCUGAAAAAGAAAAGAAAAGAAAGAAAAUAGAAAAAGGAACCCGAUUCACCUUUCCUUGCACCUUGUCCCUUGCAGAAGGGCACUGGGAAGAAAUGAAAAAGAGGUCUCAGAAUGUCAGAGAUGGAUUUUGUAGGCAGUAACAGAUGGGCAUGCAAGCAAUGUAUGUCUCAAAAUUCCAAGUUAGUACCAGAGAAAUCCCUGUGGAACAAAGAUCAGAGGAACAGCGUAUGCAAGGAGUGGGAAUCAGCCCUAGUGCGGCUCACUCACACCCCAGGCUUUACCCAUUUGUAGACAGGUCUUGGGAGUGUUCAGAAAGGGAGCCAAGUGCAAAUAUGCACUAGGAGUUUUGUCACCAUCCCGUUUCCCCUUUCAGAGGAAUGAGGCUUUUUCCUGCUUCUCGAGAGGUUGCUGUAAAGAUCCUGUUUUCCAUCUUGUUCCAUCUUGUCAGAAACACGUGUUGAAUCUCUUUCCCCCAUGCGGAAGUGUUAACAACAUUUGGGCCUUUAUAAUUUGGGAAGGGAAAGCUAGAUAUUGAUAAAAGAGAGAAAUCCCCCCCAAUCUCUCAUCAUACUUGAAUCAGGCCAUCAAACAAAGCUGAAUGUUGGAAGAUUCAAGACAGACAAUACUUCUUUCCCCAGCACACAGUUAAACUAUGGAACUCGCUCCUACAGGAGGCUGUGAUGUCCACCAGCUUAAAGGUAAAGGGACCCCUGACUAUUAGGUCCAGUCGUGGCCGACUCUGGGGUUGCGGCGCUCAUCUCACUUUACUGGCCAAGGGAGCCAGCGUACAGCUUCUGGGUCAUGUGGCCAGCAUGACUAAGCCACUUCUGGCAAACCAGAGCAACACUCGGAAACGCUGUUUACCUUCCCGCUGGAGUGGUACCUAUUUAUCUACUUGCACUUUGAUGUGCUUUCGAACUGCUAGGUUGGCAGGAGCAGGGACCAAGCAACGGGAGCACACCCCGUCGCGGGGAUUCGAACUGCUGACCUUCUGAUCGGCAAGUCCUAGGCUCUGUGGUUUAACCCACAGCGCCACCCACGUCCUGUCCACCAGCUUGGGUGGCCUUAAAAAGGAAUUUAGAGAAAUUCAUGGAGGAGAAUGCUAUCAAUGGCAACUAGUCAUGAUGGCUGUGUACUGCUUUGAGGUUGUUGCUGUUUUACAAUCAAGCGGUAUAUGAUUAAAAAAAAAAUCUAUCAGAAAUAAAUACUUCCAGUAUAGGAAGCAAUAUGAUACAGUCAUGGGAACAGAACUCUAAAGUAGAUGAGCCUUUGGUCUGGUCCAGCAGAACUUUCUGUGUUCUUAGGAUUAUUACGGAUGAAUUUGAAGGCAGCAUGAGGUGUAUGGCCAUUUUGACCCUUUUGCAUGUGAAGACCCCCAAACCCCCUCCAAAAUAAAUCACACAGGAAACAGAAUAUUUGUUUAGGAUUUUUGGCAUUAAUUUGGCCACAACUUUAUUGUUUAGAGCAUGUGAGUGGUUGCUUAGGCAUUUGUUCAGACUACCUGAAUCUGCACUGGCAGGAACAGGACUGACAACUGGAACCUCCAGAGGUCAGUAAGGGAAAACAUACUGGGGGAGCACAGAGGCAGAUUUCCGCCUCUUAGUUCACCUCAGAUGUUCCCAGGAACUCUGGCAUGGCCCUAUCCCUGAGAGGGGAUCGGACAGAGCAAAUCGAGCCCCUGGAUUCCUUUAACGGAAUUCCCUAGCAGCAGCAACAAAAUUGAGGGGCAGGCACAGCCAAUCCAUAAUCCCCUCCACCAAAGAAUGCCUAACCGCCAACCUUACAAAAUUGUGACGAUUUGCUACACGGUAGGCAAAAACCAAAUGGCACCAGCCAAUCAGCCAAGUGGCAAAACUCCUACCGGGCCCCUGCCCCCAAAACAGACGACCCCUAGACAGGCAUAAAGGUAAAGGGACCCCUGACCAUUAGGUCCAGUUGUGGCCGACUCUGGGGUUGCAGCGCUCAUCUCGCUUUAUUGGCCAAGGGAGCCGGCGUACAGCUUCCGGGUCAUGUGGCCAGCAUGACUAAGCCGCUUCUGGCGAACCAGAGCAGCGCAUGGAAAUGCCGUUUACUUCCCGCCAGAGCAGUCCCUAUUUAUCUACUUGCACUUUGACGUGCUUUCGAACUGCUAGGUUGGUAGGAGCAGGGACCGAGCAACAGGAGCUCACCCCGUUGCGGGGAUUCAAACUGCCAACCUUCUGAUCGGCAAGUCCUAGGCUCUGUGGUUUAACCCACAGCGCCACCCACGUCCCAUUCUAGACAGGCAUAGCAAGGUCAAAAACACAACCUAAAAUUAUAGGGAGGGAGGGUGGGAGAUCCGCUGCACGAUGCGAAAGAGGAAGUACUUUGCCACGUGCAGCCCCUUAAAUAGCCCCUUAUGUGCCAAUCAAACCCCAACCGACAGAAAUCUGCCCCAGUAAUAAAGGGGUGACCAAUGAGGCAAGGAGGUCAUCCAAACAGGCCCGCCCCAGCAACAAGAAGGCAGUUUGGUGAUCUCACCGCAACACGUGGCUCUCCAUGAUUUGGAGGACACGAUAUCUCAAGUCAGUGACUCUAUAACCUUUGCAUAGGCAAACUCAGCCCUCCAGAUGUUUUGGGACUACAACUCCCAUCAUCUCUAACUAACAGGACCAGUGGUCAGGGAUGAUGGGAGUUGUAGUCCCAAAACAUCUGGAGGGCCAAGUUUGCCUAUGACUGCCUUAAGUGUUUGUCUCUAGGAUGAAGAUGGCUUUUGGUCAAGAGUUCUCUGCCACGUCCUCCAAUCAUUCCUAUCUUAUCCAGAUAGGAUCUGAGCUCCUGUUCCAUUCCUUCAGCAGCAGAAUUCCCUCCAAUAUUUUUUUUACUUUUUUUUUGCAAGGAGAGGAGAUUUAGUGGCUCAAAGGAAUACAAAAGUGAUCGCUUGUUUUGUUCUCCUUCCCCAUGUGUCCCCGAUCUUGUCUUCUGCAAAUGCAAUAACAGAUUGUACAGCCAAAACAAGUGAGUGAGUCAACAACAACAUCUUGAAGGAACCAUCAGGGAAGCUUAAAAAGCUGUGUAGCAUUAGUAACUAUCCAGUUAAACCUGAUUUCUCACUUAUCCCUGUAAGGCUGGGGGGGGGGGAGCGUUUCCAUACAUGAAUGUGCUUAAUAUGCAGACACAAUCCUUGGGGUCCUCACCACAUCCUGUGUAUAGUUUCAACACAAAGAGGAAGCAGAUUAACAUCAAAAGCUCUCCCGAAUGGCUGUGGCCAGCAGGACUUUUGUAUGGAUGGGAACAAGAAGGCUCCAGGGAGCCUGUAUUAGCAAUUUGAAAAUUGUUCCCAUAUAAAGCACUGGUUUGAAUCCAGCUAGGAUCAGGUCAAUUCGCAUCACAUGUUUUCACGCGGUUAUCAUCUCCGCCACAAAAUUCUGCAUCCCAGGCGUAUUCUGCCCACACAUGACAUCCUGCCUAUUGGCUAGCAAUGCUGCAUGUACUAGUGCGCAUCACCACAUCCCCCAGAGCUGCUAACCACAGAGAGUGGGCUGAAGAGGAUUCACAGACAAGGAAUGUGCAUCCAUGCUCUGGAUUGGCAAAGCCAAUCAUCCGAAAGCUAAGCUGAUGACUGAUUAAAGGUAAAGGAACCCCUGACCAUUAGGUCCAAUCGUGACCGACUCUGGGGUUGCGGCUCUCAUCUCGCUUUACUGGCUGAGGGAGCCAGCGUACAGCUUCCGGGUCAUGUGGCCAGCAUGACUAAGCCGCUUCUGGCGAACCAGAGCAGCGCAUGGAAAUGCCUUUUACCUUCCCGCCAGAGCGGUACCUAUUUAUCUACUUGCACUUUGAUGUGCUUUCAAAGUGCUAGGUUGGCAUUAGUGAUCAAUAAAUAGAGAGGGCGUAAAGUGGGCCUUCUUAAGUGACAGGGAAUAAAAAAGGCAUGUCCAAAGUCCGUCUUGGGGGCCUAAUUCAGCCCGCCAGUCGAUCUGAUCCAGCCCUUGUGGCAGUAUAUGUCCUGGGGUAAAAUCCUAAAAAAAAGCUCAACAACUUUGAUUGGCCCCCGUCACGCAUGUUCACUUCAUCAAAUCUGGCUCCCUUUGAAAAAAGUUUGGGCACCCCUGGAAUAAAAGAUCAGGAUGAUGUAUUCCUUACUGAGCUCUUCUGUUUCAUUUUUUGCGUAGGUUGUAGUUCAUUCCAUUCCACCCACUCCCUCCAAAGCACUUUUAUGUAGUCAUGUUGGUUUGCAGGACUGUUAUUGAUUUACUGUCCAAGGGCAGCCUGCCAUUUCUGAUGGGCUCUUUGCUUUAAAAACCAAACCAAACCAUAGAAGCCGAUAUAUAUGCAGGCACUCUCUAUUUUUUUCCCUUUUGCUGCGCUAACCUGUCAUGAGACAAGAGCAAGUAUGGUCAUCCAAGUCGUCAAUCUUGGUUGGAACCACAUAUGGUUCACAAAAUUAUCUAAUUAUUAGGCACGGCAUUUUGGAAUUUGGACCGGUGCCUGAUAUUCAUAACUCCUACAGCACUUUUAGAUUGAUUGAUUGAUUGAUUGAUUGAUUUACCACCACUUCGUUUAAUAAAACAAACCCAGUUUGCAUUUACAGUUUAUUGGGAUUAGGGGGAUUUGUAGACCAUCUUAUCCAAUGGAUAGCUUUAUGCAGGAGGUCCUAAGCUAGGGCAUCCCCAAGAGAUGGCUUGAGUUAUGGGAUGGCAUAUAAACGUGUCCCUGUGCCGUCAUGGGCAAAUCAUAUGCAAAUCACCAUGAAUGAAAAAGAAAUCUGGUGGGGCCCAAAGAUAGUUGUGUUUUUAAUCAUCUUUCCUCAGUCAAGUACAACAUAAGCUGAGAACCCCGAUUAAAGGGAAGAAUAAAUAGUUAACCUAUUGCAUACUCUCCAACAUUUCUCUGAUGAAAAUAGGGGUGUCCUAUUCAACAACAACAACAACAGCUUUAUUAUUUAUACCCCUCCCAACUGACUAGGUUGCCCCAGCCACUCUGGGCGGCUUCCAACUUAUAUAAAAAUAUAAUAAAACAUUUUUUAAAACUUCCCUGUACAGGGCUGCCUUCAAAUGUCUUAUAAAGUUGGCAUAGUUACUUAUCUCCUUGGCUUUGGCAUAACUCCAUACCCUCCAACAUUUCUCUGAUGAAAAUAGGGACGUCCUACCAGAUUUUUAGAAGACAUCUGAAGGCAGCCGUGUUUAGGGAAGCUUUUAAUGUUUAAUAGACUAUUGUAUUUUAAAAUUCUGUUGGAAGCAGCCCAGAGUGGCUGGGGAAACCCAGCCAGAUGGGUGUGAUAUAAAUAAUAAAUUAUUAUUAUUAUUAUUAUUAUUAUUAUUAUUACCCUUCAACAAUUCUCCAAGGAAAACAGGGAUAUUCUAAGGAAAAGCAGGAGAAUCUGGGGUCAAAUCAGAAACCCGGAUGGCUUCUGUAAAUCUGGGACUGUCCCUGGGAAAUAGGGAUACAGUGGUACCUCGGGUUACAUAUGCUUCAGGUUACAUACGCUUCAGGUUACAGACUCCGCUAACCGAGAAAUAAUACCCCGGGUUAAGAACUUUGCUUCAGGAUGAGAACAGAAAUUGCAUGGCAGUGGCCCGGCGGCAGUGGGAGGCCCCAUUAGCUAAAGUGGUGCUUCAGAUUAAGAACAAUUUCAGGUUAAGAACGGACCUCCGGAACGAAUUAAGUACGUAACCAGAGGUACCACUGUACUUGGAGGGUCUGCUAAUGAUGUUAAAAUCAAUACUCCACCAGAACUCAAGUAUAGACACAUCAGUUAUGGGAGGUUUUGGGGAUCACCUUACUGCUGUGUGUCAUCCUGAACCCAUUUUGCUUUGCUCUGAAGAUACAAGUAAGAACAAAACUAAAAAGUGAAAGUUAGGAUGGGUUGCGUAUAAUAGAGCGAUUGCGGCAUGUAAGAGAAUGUCACAUUCAAGUGCCCUCAGGCUUGUACUUAGAAUUCUAAACUAAAAAUAGCUGUUUCUGUUUGACCUGCAAACCUAAAUUCUGCAAAUUAAACAAAGCAUGCAAAUGGCAUUGCAUAAAUAUACCAAUUUGCGUUCUUUGUUUGGAUUGCAGAGCAUUUGCCAAGAACUGUACAGUGGCGGACACAAAAGAAUGGUUGGGAGGAAUUAAGGGCAAACUACUAGGCUUGCCGAUCGGAAGGUCGGCGGUUCGAAUCUGCUCGAUGGGGUGAGCUCCCGUUGCUCGGUCCCAGCUCCUGCUAACCUAGCAGUUCGAAAGGACAUCAAAGUGCAAGUAGAUAAAUAGGUACCGCUCCGGCGGGAAAGAAAAUGGUGUUUCCGUGCGCUGCUCUGGUUUCGCCAGAAGCGGCUUAGUCAUGCUGACCACAUGACCCGGAAAAACUGUCUGUGGACAUACGUUGGUUCUCUCGGCCAGUAAGCGAGAUGAGCGCCGCAACCCCAGAGUCAUUCGUGACUGGGCUUAACUGUCAGGGAUCCUUUACCUUUACCUUUUUACAUGUUACACACAAAUGCAUGUGCGAAGCCUUUCUCUCAGGAAAAGCCAGUCUGUUUCCCCCUGAAACUCUCCUCAGCUGCUCCCCCCCCCCCAGCAGAUUUAGAUUUACCUUGCAAAUUGCCUUCUUGUGGUUCCCUCACUGCGAGAAGCCAAGUUACAGGGAACCAGGCAAAGGGCCUUCUCAUAGUGGCACCCGCCCUGUGGAACGCCGUCCCACCAGAUGUCAAAGAGAAGAACAACUACCAGACUUUUAGAAGGCCUCUGAAGGCAGCCCUGACUAUUGUAUUUUAAUAUUUUGUUGGAAGCCGCCCAGAGUGGCUGGGUAUAAAUAAUAAAUUAGUAGUAGUAGUAGUAGUAGUUUCUUUUUCUUUUCUUUUUUUUAAAUGAUAUUUAUUAAAGUUUCCGAUAAAAAGAACACAUAAAUACACAAUUCAAAAAUACACAAUACAUAGUCCGAAAAAGAAAAAAACAGAACAAAAAACAAAAGAAAAAAAAGAAAAAAAACAGUUAAAAACAAUAUCACCUUUUCAUCUCCAUCUUUAAAUUUACUUAUUUUCUGGACCUCCUCAUGCCUCCCUCUUUUGUAUUCCAGUUCAAAUUGUUUGUCCAGCAAUUUCUUUCCCUCUUUUUUUUAAUCCCAAUCUUUAAUCUUAAUAUAAUAUGACAUUAAAAUUUUACCUCUUAAAAACCAAGUUUCCAUUUCCUUAAUUUUUUUUAAUCCUAAUCCUUAAUCUUAAUCUAUCUGUAACUUUAAAUCCUGUACAGCUGGAAGCCACUUAUUUUCAAUCCAACAUCACUCUAACAUUCUUUAAUUUUGCAAUGUUUCUGCAGAUAGUCUUUAAAUUUCUUCCAAUCUUCUUCCACCGACUCUUCUCCCUGGUCACGGAUUCUACCAGUCAUUUCCACCAGUUCCAUAUAGUCCAUCAGUUUCAUCUGCCAUUCCUCCAGUGUGGGAAGCUCUUGUGUCUUCCAAUACUUUGCAAUGAGUAUUCUUGCUGCUGUUGUUGCGUACAUAAAGAAAGUUCUAUCCUUUUUUAACACCAUUUGGCCGACUAUGCCCAGGAGAAAGGCCUCUGGUUUCUUAGGGAAGGUAUGUUUGAAUACCUUUUUUAAUUCAUUAUAUAUCAUUUCCCAGAAAGCCUUAAUCUUUGGGCACGUCCACCAAAGGUGAAAAAAUGUACCUUCAGUUUCUUUACAUUUCCAACAUUUAUUAUCGGGCAAAUGGUAGAUUUUUGCAAGCUUGACUGGAGUUAUGUACCACCUGUAUAUCAUUUUCAUAAUAUUCUCUCUUAAGGCAUUACAUGCCGUAAAUUUCAUACCUGUGGUCCAUAACUGUUCCCAGUCAGCGAACAUAAUGUUGUGUCCAACGUCUUGUGCCCAUUUAAUCAUAGCCAAUUUUACCGUUUCAUUCUGAGUGUUCCAUUUCAGCAGCAAGUUAUACAUUCUUGACAAAUUCUUAGUUUUGGGUUCUAACAAUUCAGUUUCUAAUUUUGAUUUUUCCACCUGGAAGCCAAUUUUCUUGUCCAAUUUAAAUGCCUCCAUUAUCUGAAAAUAAUGAAGCCAGUCUAGUAGUAGUAGUAGUAAUUUCACCCUCUUCAUUGCUAAUUUAUGUAGGACAUAAGUUUAAGAUGAGUGGAUGAGCAUGAUCAUCCGAAAGUCAAUUAUUGAUUGGCAUCCAUGGAAAUCCUGCACUCACUGCAUUUCAGUCAUAUGAUAAAUACACCGUGAGUUGGACCUGCAGUUUCAAAAACCAUAGAGAGCCAAUGUGGAUUGUGGUUGGCAUGCCAGACCAGAGCCUGAGGGAUCAGGGUUCGAAUCUCCACUCGGCCAUGAAGCUCACUGGGUGACCUGGGGCCAAGCGCACCCUCUCAGUCUUACCUACCUCACAGGGUUGUUGUGGGGAUUGAAUGAGGAUGGGGAGAACCAUGUAUGCCAGCGUAAGCUCCUUAGAGAAAAAAGUGGGGUGUAAAAAACCAGACCCAUAGCCAGCAUAAAUAGGUUGGGCUUCCUCAAUUAAAGCAGAGCUCCAAUAGCUUACGUCAAUGGGGUUUUUCCCCUAGACAUCCUCUUAAAGGGAAGAAAGGAAGGAAGGAAGGAAGGAAGGAAGGAAGGAAGGUUGGUUUUCUGCAGUGAUACCAGGGCAGGAAUGUGAACUGGCCUCGUCAGUCUCUUCUUCGUCUGCUCAGAGCAAUAUUGUGUAUCUUGAGAAGCACUUAAUAUAAACUGUCAGCUUGGACUAAGAUUAAUUCCCCAAUGUUUGGCAGCAAAUGAAUUAAAUAGAAGGGGGGGGGAGGUAAUCAAAGGGUAUAGACCAGGAAGCAAGCAUAUAUUUGAAAUAUGGGGGGCAAAUAUCCAGGGACAGCUUUCAGCAUAAUUUCUAGAAACGUUUUUUGGUGUGUUUCUUAAAGAGUCACUAAAAAGAUGGGGUUUUUUGUGUGUGGUGCUUGGGUAGCUACGCACUUCCUGUUCUGUCCUCCUGAACAGAGAAAGCGGGUUAAUGACCAGAAAUUACACAGCAUCAAUCUUCUCAUUUCACAGAGAGAUGGAGCAUGGAAAAUUCCAUUUCUCCCCUUGUGCGAAUCUCUUGCCAACAGCCCCCAAGGGAUCCCAGAGUCUCCAAAUAUAAUAAAACAAUCAACCUGUAGUUUUAAUUGACUCAGCGAGUUCCUUAAUCCUCCUCCUCACCACACACACACACACACACACACACACACACACACCAGUUCCCUUCCAAAAGGAAAUAUUCUUGCUUGAAUUCAUAAUAAACUUGCCCUCAUGAUUUGUAGAUAUAUGAUGUGUUGAUUAAAGCCAUUCCUUCCCGUGCUACGAAUUGGCCAGCUGAACUUGUAACAUUCUGCAUUUCACUAUGAGGGAGUAAAAUAGGACAUAAGCUGUGCUAAAUCUAGAGAAGGCCACUGAAAACAGUUGCAAACUUUUAUCCACUUAUCUGGGAGAAAAAAAUACCACAGAUAUAUUGGGUCUUUCUUCUGAGUAGACGUGUGUAGGACUGUGCUGUUCGCAGUUUGUGAGUUCGCAGUUUGGGAAUUUCUCUUCAAAAACAGUAGCAGACCCUUGUUUCAGACCCUCUUAAAUGUCCAUAUUUUCCAGGGACAAUCCCGGAUUUACAGAAGUCCCGGUUUCUGAUUCAAUCUCAGAAUGUCCCGCUUUGACACCUGAAGGGGAGGGUGUUUCACUAUUUUCAUGGGAUAAAUGUUGGAGGGUAUGGAGUUAUGCAACCCCUGACCCAAGAAGAUAAGUAACUAUACAACCUUUAGAAGACAUCUGAAGGCUGGGGCAACCCAGUCAGAUGGGUGGGAUAUUAUUAUUAUUAGUAAUAUUAUUCCUAUUUUCAUCAGAGAAAUAUUGGAGAGUAUGUUGUUUGCUUUAAGAGUGUUUUAUACCAGUCUUCAAUUUAAGAAAAAAGAAAAGUUUACCACAGAAGAGACUGCUAGACUAUGUGGAUCUUUGAUCCAAUCCAGCAGGGCUUUUCUUACAUUCUUAUGUGAAAGCCAUGAAAAACAUAAUAUUAACUUAAUUAAGGCAGCAUUAAAAACCACCCAAUGAAAAGAAAUGUAACUUUAAAUUAUAUUUAAGUUUAAAAGCCAGGCCAGGGGUGAGGGUGGGGGUGGGAAUGAAUGAAACAAUAGGUUUUCCUGUCAGGCAACCCUUUGCCACAAGUGUAGUGCCACAACUGAGGUGUCCUCCUCAGUCAUGGACCAUGGUCAGCCUUAGAUGGCAGGGCUACCCAAAAGAUUAUCUCUAAAGCAGAUCUUAAUUCACAGCCCAUCCUCACCUCUCCUUCUCCUUGAGGAAAAAAAGACAUUAGAUAAUAAUGGAACGCUGGGAAGAAGUGACUAGAUUAAUCACACUGUGAUAUAUGAUAGGGUUGCCAUAUUUCCAAAAGUGAAAAUAGGGACACAAAAGUUGUUAAGCAUUUUUGCCAAAGUUUGCAACAAUUCACCCAAAACCAACACUUCAACUUUUGAAAAUUACACCUGGACACUGUUUUUGACGGACAAAUCCCGGCUAUGUCCAGGAAAUUCCAGACAUAUGGCAGCCCUAAUAUAUGUUAAUGUAUAAUGACGUUGUGUAAUAACUUGGGACCCUUUAAUAAUUUCCUGGGGUUUAUUUACAUGGCCAAAUUAAACUUAAGGAAUUGGUAUGGAACUGAAAACCUGCCCAUAUGUUAGCAGCCCAAAACUGAAAGAACAAAACUACUGGCUAGUUCAAGUUUAGAAAGUGGCAGAAAUGCAUCAACUCACAGUUGGUUCGACUAUGUGAGGGAAGAAAAAGAGAGGAGAAAUGUUAGAAGUUAAUGGCCACCAUUGAUUGAAUUUAUGAAAAAUAGAUAUAACAUGGAUAAUAAUGACAAUAAUAGAUUCUUCGUAUGGUAAGAGUACAUUGUCAGCCCUAUAUUGAUUAUUGGCAUUGAGUGUGGAUAUAGAUACACAGACAGAGAGAGAUUUGGUAUUAACAUUUAUUUAUAAGUGUUAAUGGAAUGUUGAGGUGUUGAAAUUACAGUGGUACCUUGGGCUAAGAACUUAAUUCAUUCUGGAGGUCCGUUCUUAACCUGAAACUGUUCUUAAGCUGCGGUACCACUUUAGCUAAUGGGGCCUCCCGCUGCCGUCGCCACGCAAUUUCUGUUCUCAUCCUGAAGUACCCAAGGUAUUAUUUCUGGGUUAGCGGAGUAUGUAACCUGAAGUGUCUGUAACCUGAAGCGUCUGUAACCCGAGGUACCAACUGUAUUUUAUGCACCUUAGCUUGAAGGGACAUUGCAUCCCAUCACCUUCCCUGACCAAUAGGAAACCUUAAAAAUUGAAUCACGCUAGUGGGUUGUCUCUGUUGCUUUUCCCCCUCAGGAGCCCCCAGGUGACAGCGGUGACGGCGGCGGCAGGAGCAUCAGCAAAGUGACAGAGCCCCUCCCGCAGACCUGAAAUGCUCUGUCUCCAUGAGGAAAAAACUGGCACCGGAACAUGAUAGCACCCAAGAGAACUACAUCUGUCUCCUUUAAUUACAUCCCGUGUACAUAUUAGUGAGUGGAAGUGCUUUAUGAUUUCUAUAGCAAAGGCCAGCAAAGCUAUAGAAGGCCGGUUGUGCACAAGCACUCUCCCCGAAGUAUAGACAGGCAAAUUUAAAUCAUGUACACUGUGACGGGGGUGGGGAGGGAAUAUCUUUAAUUUCCCCAGGGGGAAAAAUAAAUAUAAAAUAGAUCAAGACUGUUAAAAGCUCAUACGUGUUUAUAGCUCUGGAGAUUUACAAUUGUUGUCUGCCUUGCAGAGGACAUUCCAUCAAAUGGCACUGAAUCUGUCUGUUUCCAUCUUUUGUACUUAAGGUGAGAAUUUAAAGCUCUAGCAUUUGCAAGCACUUUUGUGCUCACGCACCACUCAUGAGUAACCGUGUCCUUGUUUUGUUCAGAACACUAGAUGACGUGUGCAUAAGUGCUUGCAGGACCUAGGUCCAGAAUUGUAUCCGCAUGAUCCAUUCAGAGCCACGUCCUUAGGAGAUGCAUUUGAUCACAGCAUUACAUAGCCUAGAUUCUGCAAAAUCUUAACUAUGGGUCAAAUUCUAGUCUUGUCUAUCAUUCCUGCUUAUCUCUGCUGUUAACUCCUCUAGGCUGGAGUUUCUCUGGAAUUAUAUCAACAGUGUUUCCAACGCUCACUGUUUUGUCGUGAGUCUUGUAUUAUCUAGUGUUUCCUCCCCCUCACAGAUCCAACUCCAGGAGUCAUGAGAUUACAGGAGAGUCUUUCCGACGAGAUUUAGCCAAAGCUUGAAUACGUAAAGCGAGUGUAACCAAAAACCAAAUGAGAUAUAUUAAAAGAAUAUGUCGAUACAUGCAUUUCCAGACAUCUCACGAGGCCUAAGACAUUCUCUCAUGGUGUGUGUGUGUGUGUGUGUGUGUGUGAGAGAGAGAGAGAGAGAGAGAGAGAGAAUAUUUCAUUAUUUUUGGCCAAUUCUAUACUUUUUAGCUUAGGCGUCAGGCCCUCUGAGUUCUAUAGAGUUUAAUCACAUGUAUGGAUCAAAUAUGCAUAGAAUUACAAUCAUAGUCACAUAUUAAGGCCUUGACCCUAUGGGCAGUUAUAGCUGAAUAAUUCCCAUGGAAGUGAAUGGGAUUUAUUCAUGAACUUUGUGCAUAGGAUAACCGCUUCAGAAUUAGCACCAGGAUUGGCUCGGCGCCACAAUCAACAUUUCCUUCUUUUCCUUUUAAUUCAUGCUGAUCAGAUUUUGAAUGGUGCAGUGUCUGAAUUCCAUCAAGAUUGACAUCUGACCCAGGAGGGGCGGGUAGCACCUGGCUUGAUUGCUCCUGUGCCUUCAGUAGACAGUCGAUCUGCAAAAAUCAGCAGGUGACAUGUUUCUUCAUGGCAUGGAGAUGAACAUUGUCCCCUGAUCGUGUUUGCCAAUCAGUCUGUUCUUUAAAGACACAAGACCAGGUGUUGUUAAAAGAAGAAAGAAAAAAAAGCUGGCAAUCCUACCAGCAAGCCACUUUAUUAAUAUUUACAUAUUAAGCAACAACAACAUGAUCAGAUAAGGACAAAAGUGCAUUAGCAGGCCACUUCCUUAAAAAUAGCCUUAUUCAAAAGCUAUGACCUUUGCAGCUGAGAUUUGAAGCUGAUUCAGAAUUAAAGUAUGAUCCUAUGCCACAAUCUAAAUGUACUUUAAAGUUAAUUUUCAAAGCAGAAAAAGAUCGUAUUUUUGGAAGAGAGACAAACUGGUUAGCCUUUUAAGCAAUAUACUUCAGAAUGUAAUUUUCCAACCCCAUGAAUUUCAGUCCAUAACAUCUCUUGGCUUCUCUCUCCCUCUCUCUCUCUCUCUCUCUCUCUCUCUCUCUCUCUCUCUCUCUCUUUAAUGGCAAUGAGAAAAAGCCUGACUGUUAUAUUUUCCAUAAACAGAAAGUGAUUGUCUCUCUGUCUAAUAUAUCCAUAUCUAUCUAUGUACUUUUGAUGAGAGAGAUUUUAUUACACGUGAGAAAGAAACAGCCAAGCAAGGAUGAAAAGCAAAAAGCAAAAGAACUCUUAUGUAUGGACAUCAUCUUGCCCGUUGUAAACCGGAGGUAGAAAAUUAAGAGCAGUGGAAGGUAUUCGCUUAUGUAAGCAGAAGGUAAGGGAACAAUUGGAUGUAGCUCUUUGCUGACUCUCGCCCAGUCAACUCCAUCCCUUCCAAGCCUGUUCUAAACGGUAGGGUCCCUCAGGGGGGCAGGAAGCUGUUUUAUCAUUUGAAUUGUCUGUUAAAACUGCCAUUCACCCCCCUCCCCCCAAAUGGCACUGUAUAAAAUAAUAAAUAUUAAUACCUAUGAUUUAACUGUGUAUUUUAUAAAAUAGGCUUUUGGUGCUAUGAAAAGUGAUUUGUGAACGUUUUCCUCCUUAUCGUACUAGAUCCUCUUGUUUACUCUCCGACGUACCGAUGGAUCCCUGUUGUAAUUUUCCUCUGCAUUAUUUGUAUGACAAUGUAUGCUGCCAAUAUGCUGUCUUGUAGUUUUAUUUAAUCUUUAUACAUGUGUUCCUUGUUAUAAGUGUCAC